Messenger RNA from Amoebophrya sp. A25, 56801 nucleotides. The record is from the annotation of a GenBank genome assembly. NCBI's taxonomy places the organism in Eukaryota, Dinophyceae, Syndiniales, Amoebophryaceae.
AUGACGAGACGCGGGGCCAGCUGCGAACGGUGGAGCAGGUUCUGAAAAGAAACACUUCGGUAUUUUCUACCGAGUUGCCAGCUCGUCUAGAAUUCGGAGGAGUCGACUUUCCGGAGCAGCAAAAAACACAGCGCAUGCCGCCAACCCCGGACUUAACCAACGAUGCGACGCAGAUGCAGCUUGGCUCCCGUGCACUCAAGUCCGAGUCACUAGCAAAAGCUGGCAGUGGAGCUAAAACGUUCGUAAGCGGUCAACUGGACAUGACCUUUCAGGAGCUGCCGACACUGACGGAAGGCAACCUGACACGCAUCGUGCGCGAGGCCGUCGAGGAAAGCCUCUCGCGAGAAUUGCGAAAGAAGCGCGAGCAGAAACGUGCAGACGCAGUGGGUGACGCGCUACAGCCAGGAGCGGUGGUGGAGAGCAGCUUCAGUGAGAUCGGUGCUUUCUACGAAAACUCCGCGAAAAUAGACGCAAAAACCAGCACGAACCUUGCGGUCGCGAAGGACGAAAAAGACGUUGUCGUGUCCGUUGUGUUCUCGGUGGGGACCAGCGGUUUCGGACGGGUGGCGGCGGUGCUUGUGCAGGUUUCUGAAACGGGUCCCGAAAACAAGGACUCUUCGGAGGCCGUGCUUGCAGCGUUGGGCACGGGCAACGUCGGGAAGAGCUUCGCGCAGGUGCUCGUGGGUGCUGUCAAUGCAAAGUACCGGUCCGCCACUGGCGCUACAGAGGAUCUGGUGGACGCGCAGGCGGAAAACGCUAUUUCCACGGGAUCAGGCGCCAAGCUUGCUCCGCAGAUGAGCGGUCGCGCCAGCUUCGAAAUCGCUGUUUUGCCGCCAACAGACGAACAGGGUCUCGAGACGAUGAUUCAGAUGAUUCAGCAAGCGCUGGUACUCGCUGUGCGCAACUCUGUUGGCGUGGAAGUGAAUGCUGAGCAGAUUUUGGUCUCGAUUGAGCCGGGAAGCUUUGAGACUGGCGCGCCGAGCUUCAGUUACACGCUGCCGAUGAUGAGCCAGAAGCUGUCGUGGUACUUGAAGGAGGCACCGCCUGCGACGUUCGCCACCUUUAUAGAUGACGCUGUCGUAGAGCUGGCGAGCAAAGUUCUCAUUCAAGGCAAGGACAGCGCGGCCUACACAGAAACGGACGCAGUUGACGCCGACGAUUCUGCGGUAUCCUUCUUUGAACAGGCUGCUAACGUCGCGAGCAACGCAGCGCUGAUGCAGUACCUGGAAGCCGUUAGUGCGCACUACAGGCUUCCGCAGACGCGUGCAGAGGAAGAAACCUUCACUGCGACUCGCCGCAAACAGCGGUCGGCCGGGAAUUCGACUUCAACGUUCCAUGCGGCCACCGCACGCAGCACUGUGGAUCAGGAGUCUGUGCAGUAUUUGAGCUUCGGCUUCGAGGUCACGCAGGAUCCCGCAACCUCUUCAGGCGCAGAUUUGAGUGACGAGCAGCUGAAAACCUGGCUGCGCCAAACUGCCUUCAAGAUGCUGAGAAAUCUGACUAACACGACAAGGGACGAGACUGCGCAAAAGCAGCUCUUAGCCGUUAAACCAGACGACAUUGUCGUCACCGUGCGAACGGCGAAGACGUCGGAACCGGGUGUACUAACGGGAGGCGCAAAGCCGAUCAUUGUGGAUGGUGGGGUGCCUGCUGGCACAGUGGGCACGACCUCCACGACUACCACAACCACAGCACCCGCUGCUGAGGACUCUGCGACGGCGGCUGCCGCUCCGGAUCAGGAGAUCACGCCAACGCGCGGCGCGAAGCAGGAGAUUCAGGUACAGAUUCCGUUCAAGGGCGACGCUGGCGUUCCUGAUGAGGUUCUGGAGUUGCUAGCAGACUCGGAUGGCGCCACCUUGGCCAAGGAGAUGCAAGGCAACCUGGAGAGUGAGUACGGCAUGGUCUUUGAGGCGGACCCAGUUGUGCCUGCGGCUGAGAUGCCGGAGCGUGCAAGGGACGCGCCUGCUAACAAGGAGCCCAGUUUUGGCGGUGACGUGCUCUUUGUGCGUGGAAGCUUCGCUUUCGAUUUCGAGAACACUCUGAUCGUAGAGCCCACAGACCCCAUGUCGCCGGUCUCACCGGCGCAGAUGAAGCAGAACCGCAGAAAGCGCGACCUGGUUGAGGCCACUCUACCGCAGCUGAUCCGGGAGUCCUUCUUCUACAGUGUGAAGGACAUUUUGGAAUCGGCAAAGCCAGGACCCUUGUCCGCUUCCGCGGCGAGAAAGAACGCCACGGUGGCAAGCAGGGUCGGCGCGAAGCCUUUCGAGUCGUACUCGUUGAGUCGCAGUCAAGUGGCGAUCACGGUCUCCCCGGCAAACGAACCACCCCUGCGGAAAGAGGUACGAACGGUGUCGGUGGUAGUACACGGGAAGUUCCCACCCGACGCAGCCAGCCGUCUCUUCAACAGUCUGGCAGAUCCGACAGCGGGCAAUGCGACCGACGACGAGGCAGCAGUGUCGCCGGGUGCGGCCGCGGCUGGGCUGUUGGUGCGCGGAAGCAAGACUACGAAGGCCCAGUUUGAAGCCGAGCGGGCGUCUUUACCGGCUGUGGACAUUACAGGGGCGGACCUCAGCCGGCGGCUCCGCUUCAAGGUUUUGGAGUUCCUCGAAGCCCAGCUGGGCAACGCACAGACGUUCAUCGAUCAGUACCACUUGGAUGUGGCAGCGGAGGAGGCGUUCCACAACACCACCUCUACCACAACGACCACGACAACUACGACGACGGUAACCGAGUUCGAUAACAGCACGAUUGCGCCGAACACCACGACAACGACUACCACAACGAGCACAUCCAGCACCACCACAACGACGAACUACCUGAUUUUGGGUCGUCCGAGGGAGUCGAAGAACGUCACCAUUGCGGAGUCACUGUCGUUCUGGCCCCGCACCGGCUACUACCAGGGUGUCUGCACAGAUUACACGGCGGAAUUGACCGCGACCUUCGGAAUCGCGAUAACUGCACAUGACGGGUACUAUGACAGCUCUAAGGAGUCGGACAUUGCGCGCAGAUCUGAUCUUUGCACGCACGCGGACUUCGACUGCUCCUCUUCGGACUACGAGUGCUUUGACAAGGGCUCGGUCGCAACAAACGCUCUACCGUCACACUUUUUGGAACUGUGGCGUGACGCAGCUUGGCAUGCAAAUGCGAUCGACAACUGGUCCACUGAAGGUCCCAAGUAUAAACCAAACGCCCAAUGGAAAACGUUCUCGCUGGGAAGAAGAGACUUCGUGUACGAAUUCGUGGACGCUGGGUUGUGCGGAAACGUUUACCCCAAAGCUGCCCAGCCGGACACUAUGUGCAGCCAUACAGCAGCGGAAAGUGAUUUCGGAAUUCCACUCGAAUCCGCAGAGACCUUCAUAUACCCAUUCCGCUACUGCGACAUGUUCGACGCAGCAAAUGACAAGUGCGUUGGUGUUAGUGCCAGCGACGGAAAAUUCAUGAAAUACGUUGGUGUUCCAGAUGGGUUGAUCGUAGAUGCUGAAGUAGACUUGGAAGACAGUAUGGGUGGUACGGGCUGUGAAUCCUUGCGCCCGGGCCCGUUCAUGUCCUGCACGAAUCACCGGUGUUUCCAAAACGGACUUAGCCGCCCGUUGACGGGUGUCCGCAAACAUGGCGCUUCGCAACACGACUAUCAGUGGCUGUGCUUCCGCCACAUGAAGGUUGCCAGCACCGCGCCACGACUCUCGAAGAUGGGUGUGGAGUACAUCGCGCGCACAAGCGCUGCUGCAACCGCUUUUUGCAGUGCCGGUGGCGGGAAGGCCCCGGAUGCGGGCAGCGCGAUCCGCGUGAAGAACAUCACAAUGUCAGAGUGCUUCAAUUUGUGCAACUUCCUCGGUGACACGUGCACGGGAGUAAGCGGGAAGAAAGCACCGACGCCAGAAGACGAGAUGGACUUCUGCGUGUUGCACGCGCCGGCGAAGACUUGUGCGCAAGUCCACUUUGAGGGGUCGCGACCGACCGGCGGACGACAUACUACGACGCCCGGCGGCACGAGUCUCAGCGACGCCAGUGAGAACUACCAGGCGGCGCAGCCCAUCGUCGGCUGCCAAAGGCGCAUCACUGCAGGUGACGGCUCCGUGUCCACAGUGCCGGCGGUGACUUGUCCAGCCAUGUUUCAAAUCCGUAAAGGUGACGCUGAGUUGCACUUUGCGGUCGAGGGGCCGCACGGUGUGGACUGCUGCGAGCCUCUGACAUGCCGUGACUUCAGUUGCCCGGCAGCGAACCCCAUGACCGACGCGACGAAGAAAUGCGCAUCUGAAGUUUGCACUGCGUUGGAGUGCUGUGACAAGUUCACCACCACAAGCACGACCACGACCACCACUACCACAACGUCGACGAGCACAACGAUCACAACGACCGCGACUGCGACGACCACAAGCACCACGCUUCCCGUCGCACUGGUGGCGCAAGAGGCUGCCGAUGAGGCGGGCAAGAUUGCGGAGAAGAAAGGCACGAAGGAGCGCAAGAAGCAGAUCGCUGAACAGCUGGAAAUCUUGAAGGGUCUGCUUCCUCUCGGCAUCACCACAACGGGAAGUGGGGGAGCAGUGAGUACGACGCGCACUACGCUCAAAUUCAGCGUGAACACGACGGCAGGAACGCAACCGCAGAAGAAGGCGGCGCAGAAGCUGUUGUUGGAGGCGUACCGCGACGGCAAACUGGCGGUUGAGACUUGGGUGCAAACUGCAGUUGCACGAGCACUCAACGAAAUUGCUGGCCUCGACGUGACCCCGUCGCAUGUCGCGGCCUCGCUGAAAUUGCCACUGGAUCCGACCGCUGACCUUGAAGUGGCGGUUCUGGUCCCGUUCAGCACGCCGACUGUGCGCAACAUGCUUUCUGCUACGGGUGGGCGAUACUUUGACACCUUCAUGGCCGCUUUCCGCAAGACUGUGAAGACGGAGGUAGAAGCCUUCUCUCGCGAUGUGCAGACGAAGUACCUCAGCGACUUGGCGGAGGAUGAGAAUCCGUUUGUCGGGAUGGCUGGCUUCGUCCCGAAGCUUCCUGGCGAAGAAGGCUACGUCGAGCCGACUACGACGACGAGCACUACACCUGUGCCGCUCACUGUUGCAGACGCACUCGCCCUCGACACCACCACGCAGUCACGCUACGCUCUGCGCGAUGGGCGCCAAAUCGUGAAUAACCGCAAUGUCACCUUCGAGUUUGCCGAGACCAGUGCGACAGCGCUGACCCAAACUGCGAAGGCGACCGUGUACGCAACUACGAAGGUCAAACUCGCUCUUACUGUUGCGGCCAACGCAACGCAGCCGGGCGAGGUAGCAAUGGCUUCCCUGGCGCAGGCAGCUGCGAGCGAGGCAAUUCGGCGAUCAACAAAGGACGGUCUCGUUGUGCCCCCGUCGCAGGUGGAAGCCCGUUUCCCCGAGGCCGAUCGGUCUGCUUCGGCAGCGAGCGAUGUUGGGGGCAGGCUACGAACGUACGCGUUUCAGCUCACUGCCGUGUUGAAGGCCUCGAAGUUCACGCCAGAACAGCAGGCGGAGGUGUUGCAGCUCUUCUCGAAGGGCGACGCGAACGACACCACUGCGGGUUCGAAGGCUGUUCAAUUUGCGACCGAAUUCGCGUUCGAUCUGCAGAGUUUCGGUGUUGGCGAGUUUUCGGCAGCGCCGGAAGUCACCCAGAAGGAGGCCGAGUUGUCAGUCGCGAAACCGGAGACGGACUUGACCACCAGCGAGAUGGUGCCGGGUGAGGUCAUCUUCCUGGAGUCCACCUUCACUGUCACGAUGGAAGACGCGAAGGCCUACACGCCAACGCAAAUGAUGGACAGCAUACGUCCCGCGUUUGCCAACGCUUCGGACUUAUUGUUUGACGAUCUCAGUGACGGCACAGAGGUGACAACGGAUCACCCGUGUGUCACCUUGGUGCCGGGAACCGGAGAUCCAGCGAACCCGCCGGAAAAGACGAAGCACGACUUUUCCGCAUGCCCGGAGGCGACCCACCGCUCAGUACCGGAAAGCCGCGUAGCCCUGUCCUUCCUCUACGACUCGCCAGUGGUCGCCGGCAGCACCGCGGUUGCGCGCACGUUCCGUGUGACGUUGCAGAUGCGCUCAAUUCGGGCCGAAGGCGUCGGAAAGAUUCUCGGAAAACUGUCCGUCGGUCGCGACGAGUUCUUCCGCAAGGUAUACAAUUCGAGUAUGCUGCCGACUGACUGGUUUGCCUACCAGAACAAAGGUGGCGCUGCUGGUACCCCGCAGGGAAAGCUCGCGGGCGUCCCCUUGCUGCGCUUCAUGGCGCGCGCGAAGCCGUCGAGUCAAACGCAGUCUUUGUUGAAGAUCACGACAAGCGUUUCUGGUGCGCUGUCGCAGGCAGCGAAGGACAACCUUAACGCGGCGAUCCGGGAAGCCUUGGCGGACACAGGUGGCCCUGCCUUGCAGAAGGAGCACGUCGCCUUUCGGUUACUUGAUUACAACGCGGCAGGGACGGAGCACACUGUGCUCAUCGCCGUAGCUGGUACGAGCCGUGGCGGUCUCACUCCGCUCGUGUCGGCAUCGGGCUCGAGCUCUAACGAGAUCUUCACCACGAUCUUGAUGACCAAGCUGAACGCCAAGGUGCAGGCCGACGGCGGUGGUACGGGUUAUAUUUCCGCGCUGUCUUCACCGAAGAACGCAGAGGAGCGAACGUACCUCUCAUCCGCGCUCACCAUGCACCAAGAUGCAAGCAAGACCCGACUGAACCAGACAGCCGUUGUGCCGGUUCUCCAGAAAGCCGUGUCCAGCGGCCUCAACGAGGCACUGACGGCGCUUGGUACUUCUUCCGCGAGCGACGACAUAGAGCUUGCGGGCUCUUCCGUGUUGCCGCGGAAGUUUGUUACAAAGUCCAACGUCACGGUCUCGUUCCCAAAGAACGGCAGCGACACGACCGAGGCGUUCAUUGUGGUGCCGAUCGUGGGGGGACCCGACUUCAACCAGACGCUGGUGGAUGCCCAAGUGUCGGCGACGAUGAACGUGCUGGACACGAAGACCGACACCUUUGCUAAGCUGAUGCCGCUGCGUCUUGAGGCGCUGGGAAUCGCGUUGGAGGGCGCCGACGAUCCGGCCGGACCGCAGAUUCCAGUGGUGGAGGACGCAGAGCCCUCGGAAACGGUGGUGACCGAGUCGCCGCUGCAAUCCAAGCCGCAGUUCGUAAAAGCCACACUCAAGUUUUCCAUUCGCGGAGCCAGCGUGCCUCGCGGCCCGUCGGCGAACGAAGAGUCGGCAGCCGAGCUGGAGCUUAAGCAGAUCGUGCAGAAAGCGGUGGCCAAGGGUCUCUCAGCGCAGCCAGCUAUCCAAGAUGCAAUGCAGAAGCCUGUAGAUGCGAUUCCGGCGAGCGACAUUGCCGUUGUGUUCUCGCAGAGCAGCCGCGGACAGGGAAAGAAGGAGGUGCAGAUCACCGUACGCGUACCUGAACGCGAGAGCCAGACCAUAGUUUCCAGCACAGUUUCGCAGAUCCUGUCCAGCACGGGCGGAGACGUGAACAUCGGGUUUGUGGAGGAGUUCAAGACGGAACUGCUUUCGGGCAUGCAGGCAGCGGUCACGUCCGGCGCGCUCGCGCGCCAGCAGACUGCGAGCGUGCAGGCAGACGGCACUGUGGUUCAGGAAGACAUUCCAGUUUCGGUUGACGCUGCCGCUUCCCUCGGAAACGCGCAGCCGGCGAGCACGAUCCGAGGCAAGGUAGCCUUCUUUCUGCCGACCGAUCCAGUGACGCCUGGCCUGGACAGCACGGGCGCGGUCACCGACGCCAAAGCGACUUCGUGGCAGGAACGCUUCCUGGAUCUGAAGACAAACGAACCCACACCGGAGGGCGAGAAGCAGCUGGCGCAAAUCGUGCAGCGAGGUCUCGCUGCGGGUCUGACCGAUGCCGUUGGUCGCAAGAUGGAACCGUCGCAAGUGGCGGUGGUCUUCUCGCCGGGUAGCAUUGCCCUCGGCAACCCCACUGUCCAGUUCGAUAUGCCGACGAGCAGCGACCGUGCCGCGUGGUUCUUGCGCGACAGUGUCGGCAGUUUCGCGCCGUACGUGGAAAAGCAUAUGCAGCAAGUGCUCGACGACACGCUCAAUGCGAACCUGACGAACCCAAUCGUUGUCGCUCACAAGCUUUCUCGGUACGCUACUCCCACGACGACCUCGACCACAACAACCAAGGCCGGCAGCAACGCGACUGCUGGCGCUGCAGUGUCCGACGGCGUCACGCUCACUGCGGGCGAGCGCCGCACGGGCAUUACGUUCAGCUUGGAAAUCUCGUUGAAGGACGGCGCCAGCAGCUGGUUGCCAAGUUCGGAGUCGAUGCUCACGCUUUGGAUCCAGGCUUCCGCCAAGACCGCAAUGGACCAGGUCGCAGGCUUGGAGGCCGGUUCCGGUGGAGUCGAGGAAAUCAAGAGCACCUCAAUCGGGGUGGCAUAUCUCGGUAAGGGCUUGUCGGGCGUACAAAACGCGGAUGGCUCGCCCAUCGCGAACGCCACGUUGCAGGUGGUGAUCACCGUUCCUCUGGCAGAAUCGCAGCUGGGCACCGAGGGCUUCGACCAAGUGGCGGAGGCGCUUGGAGCCAACGAUGGACAGGCACUGCUUUCCAAGGUGCAGAGUACCAUGGAAACGACUUACAACCUCGAAUUCUUCCAGGCCGACGGGCAGUCGCAGAGCAAGGGACCGCUGCUGCGCUCUUCGGAGCCGCAAACAGACGACCCGGCGGCACAGGACGAACUUUCUGUGGUCAAUUCACAGGGCCAGAAGGUGUUGAAGACCGGCCCACGCGCCGCCAAGGAUGCGAGCACGCCUCGCAGCGACACCGUGGCUGGCGCGGACGCAGUCUUCUUGGAGGGCGGAUUCAAGAUUCGUCUGUCUCAGCAGCCACGGCUGAACAAGACCACAGGCGAGGUCGCAGAGGGCAGUGUCGCAGUUGGCGUCGACGGCAAGGAAUUCUUGUCGAACUCGGCAAUGCUCACAGACGACGAAGCAGCCUUGCUGCUCCAGAAAGCAGUGGCUCUGUCCUUGAAGAAGGCUCUGAUCCGCAACUUUGCUGGUGGCCAAGAUGCUGCCGCAUAUGCGGAAACGAUCACGAUCGGCGAAUCGCAAAUUGCCAUUGUCAUUUCCGCAAGCCGCGGCGGUGACAAUGAAGAGCGAGUGGUAAAGGUUACGGUCAGUGGCGGCUUCGACGCGGACACGGUGGAAGCCAUUCUCGAGACGAUGAGCAGCGGAGCCGGUGGCGGCACUGCAAACGCCGACUUCACCGGUUCUCUGCUGGCAGAGCUCAAGUCGAUCGCCGAGCAGGUUUCGGCACUGCCAGAACCGGAACCGACGCUGCCGGCUGUGACUGUGGAUGGCCCGAGAAACAUCACGGUCGAAGUGAAUGGCACUAAUGUGACAGUCGCGAGUACGACCGCAGCGCCAACAGGUGCACCGACUACCUCCACGAGCACGACUACAGCCGCAGUAGAAGUUGACGUGGACGGAAACCGGAUCACAUCCGGAACCACCAAGGACGUUGCGCAGCAAUUUGCGCUGCGAUAUUUCGCAGACCAUCCCAGGAACUUUACCUUCUCCGAUGCCGCGUUCGAUCCGGCGCAACCUGCGGUGCAGACGUCGCAGGUGUCCACGGUCAUCGAGUUCGCACCGGUCGCGCGCGCAACUAGUGCUGCUGCACAGAAACAGCCAGGCGGAACCUACACUGAGGCGGAGCUGAUCGCGGCCAUCCAGGCAGCGGUUGCGGAAUCAAUGAACGACGCUGCAGGCCUCGACGUGGCGAAUGAACACGUACAGGUCGUGCUGCAGAGCGAUCCGCUUGCGGGAGGGAACGUCACGGCCAAGGUCACUGUCCCGUUCACGGGCGAGGACAUCGAGAAGAUGUUCUCGAAGGAGCCGAGUGUGGUGAGAGAUCUCUUCGCGGAAGCGAUGGAAGAGAAUCUGAAGAAUGAGAUUGACGAGAAGACGGGUGGCGUGGCCGUACCCAAGGCGGGCGCGAGCGUCAUGGAGGUUAAGACGAAAGCGGAAGCGGUCGAAUUUGCCGAAACUAAACUGCGCCUGCAACUGCCAGCGCGCGUGAAUGAUCAGUCGACAGGAAAGGCUCGCGCCCUCAUUUUGACUCCUGAUGCAGUGAAGUCUCUAGCGCGAUCGGCGUUGGCUAACGCUUUGACGGAAGUCGUCACCAAUGCGACCUCCGCAGCCUCGCGGCGCGAGCUGGUGUCGAAAGUGGCAGGAUUGGAGAAGCUGACGAUUGCCGGCGUUACCGCGACGAAGCCUGGCGUGAGCAAGUCCUUGCUUGCCCUGGGUGGUGGCAGAGCAAUGUCUUCGCCUUCUGUGCCGCUGACCCUUUCGUCUGCAGCAGCUGCAGCAAAUAUGCGUGGUCUAUCCUCGGCGACUGGCCAGCUGACGGGCAUCGUGCCAUCGGAGAUCCGUAUCGAACUCGGUGUGACACCAGACGACUUGAUUCCGAGGACGGCGCUCGAUCCCGAAGCCGAUCCGGGACCAAACGUGCUCAACUUCACCAGCCCCGUCGACUUUUUCAUCACAAUGCCGUUGACCGCUGCGUCGCUUACUGACACGCUUCGCAGUGCGCUCCUGGCAGCGUUCAGCUCGGCAACAGGCUCCGCGUUCAGCGCCGCAUUCUCCAGCGAGUUGCGACCUCUGGUGACCGGCGAAGACCCGGAUGUGGUGGAGGCUGCUGAGGCAGCGGCCGGAGGUGCCGCUGCAGCAGCGCAGGCCAGCGGAUUCGGCUCCUCGGUUGCACAGGCCUCUCCGGCGUUCUCGCCACGCGAGCCCGAACUCGAGGUGGAGGACGAGGUCCGCGAGGUCGUGCCUGGCGGCGUCGCCUACGUGGAGACGGCGUUCAAGGUUCGCACCGUGAAUUCCACGGUCUUUACAAACGCGCAAUUAGUCGCGCACCUCCUGCCCUUCCUCGUGAACGCAACCAACAGUUUGCUGAACAAGGCGGCGACCGCUCGCAAGCAGGCCGCAGCAGAUGCUAAGGCAGCAUUAACGGCAGGCACCGGAGGCGCGCCAGCUGCAGCUCCCGCGGCACCGCCAGUAGCGCCGGAUGCGCCUGUUGAGUUCGUUCGAGAAAGUGACACUGCGCUAACCUUCCUAUUUAACACGCCGGUGGUGAAAGGUGCGUCCGAGGUGGACCGACACUUCCAGCUGACCGCACAAGUCCGCAAGUCCACAACAGAAGACGUGGGCGCUGCGAUGGACAUUAUGAACCAAAAUCGUGCCGAGCUGUUCACGGAAGUGGAGAAGGUGGCGCGCGAAAGUAGUGGCGCCAGUGCCGCUAUUGCCGAGAACUUGGCGAAAACGGGUGUCAUCACCGAGGAGAGCACGCAAGCUUCGCAAACGCAGGCCGUGCUCAAGUUGGUGUUCGACACGGCGAGCGGCACUGUGUCGCUGCCGUCAGAGGCUGAUGUGGUGGACAACAAGAAGGUUCCAGUAGCAGACGCGGUUGUGCGUGCACUAGCACAGAACGACAUCGUCAUCUCGAAGGAGCAAGUGUUUGUGUCUAUCAAGACCAAGAUCUCCGAAACAAGCUCGCAAUCUUCGUACUUGCUCGACGUAGCGAUCCCCACGCUGUCAGCCGAGGUCACGCGGCUGCUUUCGGUGUCGAAGGCUCAGGCCGUUGACGCGAAGGACUCGCGUCUAAACGGCGUCGGUGUAGUUUCCAACGCGGACCGCUCGCUGGACAGUCAGAUCUUCGCUAAGGUACUGAGAGACAACUUGAACGCAGUGCUCAAGGAACGCGCUGCCGCGGACAGUGGAAUAUCCACUGCGCAGGAAUUUGUGGUGACGCGUUCGAGUCCCGAAGGCAAUGCGGCGGAGCGGACCUACCUGGGGACGACACUUUCUUUGCAGCAAGUGGAGGGCGACGCCACAAAGCCGGUGAAAUCGCAAGAGGCUCUUGCGGAUAUGCUGAGAGUGGCGGCAGCGAGCGCUUUGUCACAGUCGAUUUCGAGCAACGCUCGAGUCGUACAAGAGCUUGCGCCGACAGCAGGCGAGACGCCGACUGCAAGUGAGAAGGAGCACCGCACUAAGGCAGCCAGCGUGACAAAAAGUAACGUAACAGUGUCGUACUCGGAGGCUGGAAAGACGGACAAUGUACGCCUCGGCGUGCCACUUGUCUCUGGUCCCGAUUUCUCUGCGGAUCUCACCUCCGCGCUGCGAGAGUCGAUGAUGUCGGUGCUCAACACGUCCUCGAAGGACUUCUCGAAGAAAUUGCCUACGCGUCUAGAAAUUCUUGGCGUCGAGCUCCCAGCAACCACUGCGGACGACCCGUCUGCUGCACUCGGAGUCGCAGCGUCAGCUGUGGUCUCUGAAACAGCGGUGAGUCAAACAACGGUCGCCUCCGACACUGUAUUUGUGCAAGUUGACCUCCAAUUCACCAUAGGUGGAGGGGUAGCCAGCAGCACCACGAAGCUCGAGCAAAUGAUCGUGACUGCGGUGAAGUCUGCGGUGAAAAAGGUGGUCGACGACGCCACUGCUGCGGAGCGCGCUUCCAAGCCAGCUAGAUCAAUCGGUGGCGGCAGCGGUGCUGAGGUCACUGUCGACGGCUCCAAGGAGGUUCUGGAAGCCGCUGUUGCGGCGGUGAUUUCUAAGCAAUCCUUUGGCCUUGCGACGAAAAAGGUAGCAGUCACCUUCCAAAUCCGCGAGAAAGCCGGAUCGACUGCCGCAGGCUCGCUACUGCAGUCAGUGUUGAGCGAGAACGCGGAGCCGCACUACGCUGUAUUCGCAACAGAGUUCGAGAAGAUCCUGCAAGCAGAGCUGCGCAGCGACACGGACCUUUCCGCAACCGCGCGUGCCAAGCUCUCAGUGAGCGGCAGCAAGUCGUUGGGCUUCGCAGAGACCGUCUCACAAUCACGUGGUUUCGCGAGCUUCGCGACGCCGCAGGACAAGAACGUGCUAUCCGACGUGCAGGUGGAGGAGAUCGCCCGGCGAUCGGUGUCUGCGGCGCUGAAGGACGCGACAGGUGCGGUGGUAAAGGCGAGCCAAGUUGCGGUGAAUGUUGCACCUGGUUCGGCCGCGGUACGGCAGCCGCGCUUCAGCUACGAUGUUCCGGUCACCAAUGGACGCAUCGAGUGGUUCGUGCAGGAGUCGGCUAUCAGCUUCCAACCGUAUAUGGAAACUGCCGUAAACGCUGUGCUUUCUGGCGAUUCAGCGAAGUUCAAUGGCAUCGCGGCAGCGUCGGAUGUGGUAUCCGAGGAUCGCGAGGACCCGGCGACCGUACCGGGAGCCGCGGGGAUCUUCAGCGGCCCAGCAAGCGACGCUGACGACGUUCUUGGAGAAAACAAGAUGGGCAAGAAAGUGCUCUCGCUUGGCAUGGAACUGCCGAUCGUGGUGGACGGCAGCGGCGGCGCCUGGGUUCCGACCUCGGACGCGCAGCUGCAGUCGUGGGUGCAGACUUCGGUGCACCGUGCAGUGAAGGCGGUUGCCACCAACGUAACGGAUGACCUGCUCGCCAAGUCGGACAUUGGUGUUUCGCAGUUCCGCUCGCUGCCUGACGCGGCAGGAAUCGCGCUGCUGCAAGCGGCUAACAAGACUUUUGUGAAGAUUCCGUUGCUGGUGUCCAUCCCCAUCCAAAGGAAGGUCCGUACCGUUGCGGUGCGAGCUGACGGCACCGAGGCUCCGAGUUUCGAGACGGUCUUCAACGCGCUGGCAGCUAACGAUGCCGCGAGCUUGUUGUCUGAGAUCAAGUCUACGCUGGAAACCUUGUUCAACGUGGGCUUUGAUGCCGGCGAGACUGCUGCGGGCCUGCCGACGACCAAGAAGCCGGCGCCGAGCAAAGACGGCAAGACCGAACCUAAGGAGGCGGUUGCCGGUGACGCGUCCGUCUUCAUCGAAGGCGAAUUCGAGUUCUUCGUCACCUAUGACGUGGACACCUUCCUCGAGGACUACUACAAUCGUACCGCAAAUGUUUCGGCAAGAACGGCGACGCCUUUGGACCGUGCAGCUGCGGUGCGUACGCACGACAAAGCGGUCGCGCGUGUUGUGCAAAAGGCGGCCUUCGAAGCACUGAAGGCCUCCUGUUCAGAGUUGGCCAAUGUCCGAUACACCGACAAGCAGGUGGCAGUGGGGGUAUCGCCAGGUACGGGCGUCGCUAACGAAACGCGAGUUGCGACCGUUGUUGUUCACGGUGAAUUCAAUAGUGACGUCGUUGCGCAAAUUGAAGAUGCUUUCGCAACCGCUGGCUCUUCAACUGCCAGCGAGGGUGAUGCCUUCCGCGAGAACUUCGUCACAGAGUUGAAGAAGGCUGUGACUGUAGAGGCGCAACGCGCGGCUGCCGCGGCUUCUGCAGCAGCAGCGGCUGCCAGUGGCAGCAACGCGACUUCUGUCGCGCCACACGCUACCGAGAGUGCGGUGGCAAGCUUUAGCGCGGUAGGGUUCGAGAAGACCACGCGAGCACCCAAGCAGGUUUCUCAGACGCAGACUGAAAUGGAGUUUGGGUUGUCCAGUGCUGUGUCCAACGACCAAGUGGUGGAAUGGGUCCAGCAGGCUGUCAGCGAAGCGCUCAACGAUCUCACUGGUCUCGAUUUGUCGCCGACGCACGUCGCCGUCACUGUGGUGACGGACACCGUGGCCAAACCGAAGGUCAAGAUUUCAGUGCCAUUCGUGUCCAAGCCGACGUCUGAUAUGUUCUCGGGCGUUGGAACUUCGACUGCAAAAACGUCGCUCCUAGCUUCGAUGACCGACGAGUUGGACGACUUGGUGGCGACUGCGAGCCGCACCGGCAACUACAAGGUCGCAGGCACUACGAAGACGGCCAAGGAACUGAACAUUACGACGGGCAUCGCAUUGCAGCAGAGCCCUGCCGUGACAAGCACGGUUGCGGCCAAGGUUACGCGAAUGAUUGAGUCUUUUGGUUCGUUAGCAAUCAGCGCGAACGCAACGCAGCCGAUGCCGAGCGAAGACGCUAUGAAAGCGCUCUUGGCAGAGGCCGCAGCAAAGACUCUCACCGAACAGGGCGUCGCCGUAGCUGCAGAGCAGAUUUCUGUACGCUUCUCGACCGAAGCCGGAAAGCGCGUGACCACUACGAGCACCACCACAACAACUACGACCACAGACCCAAGCGCGCCUGUUGUUCCGGGUACCAACGCGACGGCGGCACCAACUGCACCUUCGGGGCCAGUAGUGAGCACGAUCGGCUUGCGGCAGUUCAACUACUUCCUGUCCAUCGCGGUCGAUUCGGCCGCCUAUUCUGACACUCCGAUUGCUAAGAUAGAAGAUGCCUUGUCCGAAACUGGUAGCACCAACGCUGCCUUCAUGGACACUUUCGCCACAAAGUUGACGAGCCUGGGCGUAGCCGAAUUUGUGGACGAGUUCAAGCCAAAGUCCGCUGGUGCUGCGAAGCCUAGCGCGGACGCGGCGACGACCGAUCUGACGCCCUUCGAGGUUGUGCCAGGUGGCGUCACGUUCCUCGAGUCCACCUUUUCUGUGCGCACUCCCACGGCAGAGGCGUACACACCCGACCAACUGAUCGCUCGACUGCGCAGCAACCUCGCGACGGCUCUUACCAGUAUUCUCAAGUACGAGAGUUCUCAGAUCGUCGCGGAGGACGGCGCUGCUGCAAACGUAGCGGUGUUGCCUGAGCAAGUUGCGUUUGUGUUCCUGUACGACUCGCCGGUGGCGACCGGCAGCCCGGUGCGCGCUAGGAACUUCCGUCUGUCAGUGCAGCUGUUGAACCUACCAAACGGUGUUGUGGGGCGCAUGCUCCAGUAUCUGAGCACCGGCCGUGAAGAGCUGUGGGGUAAGCUUUACGAAGUCGGCAGCAUCCCGAGCGACGUGACGGCCCCGGCGUUCACAAUGAACGCGCAGCAGAGCUCGCAGACGCAAGCGCGAGUGAAAGUCACCUUCUCUGCUACGCCCAGCGACGCGAACAUCGCUUCGUCGGGCUUUCAGCAGGGCAUGCGAUACGCCUUUGCGGCUGCGUUCACUGAGAGCGGAGGUUCGGCCGUGAAGCGUGAGCACGUCUUCCUGUCGCAGCACAGUGCCGAGACGAGCACCAACGAAUUUGUGUUCAAUGUCGCAGUUCCCACGGUGAGUGCCGAGGGCACUGCGUUCUUAUCCACGUCGGGCGGCGAAAACAGCGCCAUCUUCAACUCGAUCUUCCGCGGUAAGCUUAACACCGAGUUGAGCAACGCGGGACUCAGUUUUACCGCCAGCAGCUCGGUGGCCUUCGGCCUGGCCGAAGAGCGCACCUACCUCACCUCGGAGCUCGAGUUGUCCCAAGAUCCAAGCAGCGCCAAGGGCCUCUUGGGGCAGUCGGAGUUUGCGGAAAUCUUACAACGCACGACGGCUAACGCCCUGUCGGCGACCGUGACGGACUUCGUACCCUUCACGCGCAGCAACAUCACGGUGAUCUUUCCGGAAACGCCGACUGCCGCGAACAACUUUGGCACGAAGAAGGUCGGCUUCUCGGUUCCGUUCGUGUCCGGUCCUGCCUUCACUCUUGCCAAGGUGAACGCGGCCAAGAAAUUGGUGCAAACCAUCCUCGAUCCCUCUUCCGACAUCUUCCCGAGCAAGCUACCCAUGCGGCUGCAGGCUCUGGGCGUGACCUUCCCAGCAGCAAUUGCGGACAAUCCGGUGCCUCCGCCAAAGAAAGCGGAGGUUUCGGAGCCCGCGAGCACGGAGUCCACCUUGCAGAGCAAGACGACGUUCGUGAAGGCCAAGCUAGACGUGGAAAUAGCGAAGGGCGCAUCGCGGCUGACGCAAAAGGAGGUCGACAGCAGCUUCGAGAAGGCGCUGUCGAAAACUUUGUCCGAGGACGCAAAUGUACUAGACGCUGCGUUUGGCAAGCAGAACGCUGUGGCGGCCUCGCAGGUGGCGGCGAUCACGUCCGAGAGCAGCUUCGGGCGCACGAAGAAAUCGGUAGACGUGACGAUUCAGGUUCCCGAGACCGAGUCCUCAGCACGUGUGAGCACGCAGCUGAUUUCGUUGUUGACCAACAACAACACAAAGAAUGACGCGAUUGUGUCGAAGCUGGCGCCAGAACUCGAAAAGGAAUUCGCAGCCGCCGCUUCUGCAAGCUCGGGCACAGCCGUCGCUGCUUCCGAGUUUACAGUGUCAGGUGUCACUUCCAACGGAAACGCGGGACCAGCGUCACAACUCCGAGGCUCGGCGAGCUUCCAGGUAGCCGCUGUCACCGGCGCUGAUGGAUCCGCCGUAUUUUUGAAGGAGGAUGAAAUCCGUGAAAUCGCAGCGAAGUCUGUGGCGGCCGCUAUCCAGGACGCGACGACGCAACCGGUGAAGGCGUCCCAGGUGAGCGUGAUGGUCACACCUGGCUCUGCCGAGCUGGACAGCCCGUCGUUCGCGUUCGACGUUCCUCUCACCGACAGCCGCACGAAGUGGUUCCUGCAGGACAAGGCAGACACGUUCCAGCCGUACCUCGAGAAGACGAUCAAGGAAUUCACGGCUUCGGUGCCGACACCGUCUCGAAUGGCGUCCAACGUGAGGGUGUCGCCGGCCGUGAAGAAAGCAAUGGUCACGUUCUCCUUGGAGCUGCCGUUAGUUGACGGCGCCAGCAGCUGGCUGCCGUCUUCUGAGGGCAUGCUGGUCACCUGGAUUCAAGGCGCAACGCAAACCGCAGUUGCGUCAGUUGCGAGCGUGACUGGUGGUCUCAAGGCAUCGCAAGUUGCUGUGGCGUUCGUAGGUCGUAGUUCGUUGCAGGAUGGCGCGACUGCUGCGACAUUGCCAGUACAAAUCUCCGUGCCGCUAGUUGAGGGCAAUAUGGGCGCUGCGACCGACUUCGAGGAGGUCGCGACGAAAUUAGCUGCCAAUGGUGCAGCGGAUCUGACUGCGGCAGUGAAGUCCACUCUGGAAACCACCUACAACCUCGAAUUCUCGGCCGCUCCUGCAGUCACAAAUCCGGUGGCGCAAUCCCGUGACUCGGCUGCGCCCAGCCCGCCUAAGGUGGACGGCACGACCUUUGUGCAGGGUACCUUCGAUGUUGAUGUAGUUUUGGCGGACAACGUGGUGAAGACCGACACUGACUUCGGUGUACAGACCUACGAUGCGCAGGGCGUGGACCCGCAAAAAGACGUAGAAGCGGUGCUGCAGAUGGCAGGCUUCCAAGCCCUGCAGAGCGCGAUUCCGGCAUUCGCAGAUCCUGAUAGCGUCAUCCGCUUCGAGCAGAACCAAGUGGCAGUGGCGCUGUCGCCCGCGACCGGCGUGAAGAACGAGACGCGAAGUUGCACGUUCAUUGUGCACGGUGAGUUCCCGGCAGCGGUGACCAGCGAGUUGAUGGACGCCAUGAGCGCCACCAGCUCGUCGGGGGAACAACGCGCAGACCAGGCAGGAGGCAAGGCGGCAGCGAAGAAGUCCAUUGCCGAGAAGUUCCGCGAAGACUUUGCCGCAGAAUCCGUCUCCGUAGCGGUGGCGCAAGGCCGAAACUUCACUUUCGGAUCUUCUGUCAUGAGCUCCGGCACGGGUAGCCAACAGAUUUCGCAAACGCGUACCCGGAUGACACUGUCCAACGUGGUCAGCACACAAGCUGGGGUCACGGAGAAUGCGAAGAACGACGACGUGGCAGCGUGGAUUCAGGAGGCAGUGAGCCGCGCACUGGCUGAAGUUGCAGGCUUGGACGUAACGCCCAACCACAUCUCAGUCUUGGUGAAGACGGACACGGCAAAGAACGUUGAAUUGGAUAUCAGCGUUCCGUUUGCUUCGGAAACGGUGUCUGCCAUGCUGGAUGGCUCUGUCGCAACGCAGCGCCAGCACGCGGCGUUCAUGACUGUAUUCAACCGCGAGCUGGCCGCAGUGGCGGCCGCUCGCAACAACUACCAAGUUGGAACCGUCGCCAUGGCCCGAUCGACUGCGACCCAGUACUUGCGAUCGAGCAUGAAGCUGGCCGUGAAGCGACCUGCGGCGGCCGCAAACGCGACGGCGGCGUCCCAAGACGGCGUGCCGGACGAGGAUGCUCUGGCCAAUAUGGCGCAAACUGCCGCCAGCAAAGCCUUUGCCUCAGCGGGGUUGAGUGCACAGGCAUCUCAGUUCGCUGUGCGCUUCAAGCCCACCGCGGGAAGUAAUAACGAAACCAUCGUGUACGAGUUUGAAGUCACCCUUGGUGUGGACGAAAGCAAAUUUAGUGCCGCAGAGUCCGAGAAGGUGGAAAAGCUCUUCUCGGAGGGAACCGCGGAGGCCAGCGCUUUCUCGUCUGGUUUUGCCACCGAGCUGACGCAGUUGGGACUGGGCGAGUACAAGGAGCCACCCGCGGUAAAGGGCAAGGCGGCCGCCUCGACGGCAAGCGCAACCACGGAUCUGACGCCGUUUGAGAUUGUUCCCGGCGGUGUCACAUUCGUGGAGACGCAAGUGAGCGUGGAAACAACGACGAUCGAGGACUUCACGACUGAAGAAGUGGCCGCAAUCUUGCGUCCGCGCCUGGCAGCGGCCAUGGGAGCUGUUGUGAGCGACUUGACGGGCGGAAAAGUCCCUGCUUCGUCCAUCUCGGAGGCUAUGGUGGGCGUGUUCUUCCUGUACAACACCCCGGUGGCCGUGGGCUCCGAUGCGCAGGCCCGCAACUUCCGCGUGACAGUGCAGCUGCGCGAUGUCGAGGCUGGAGUAGUCGGCGACAUGAUGGGCGUUCUUUCUAAGGGACGACCAGAGCUGUGGACGCGCGUGACACCUGCGUUCCCAGCGAAGAUGUCGAACCCGACCAUCACCGAGAACGGGAAGCAGUCAAGUCAAACGCAAGCGCAGAUCACUUUCGCUGCGCUUCAGGUGGAUGGCUCCACAUCCGCGAAUGCGACGCAGCUGCGCAGCGCUGCCUUCGAGUCCGCGCUGACGCAGAGCAUUGCGACUGCCAUUUUAGAAUCGGGUGGUCCACAGCUCAAGAAGGAGAUGAUCUACGUACGUGUUCACGAAUUCGACCCUACGAUUGGCGGCAGCAAGGGAGCCGCGGCGGCGGCGCCUGCUGGGCCCUUGGGUGAUCCUUCGACUGCAAUAUCGAGCCGAUCCGACUUAUCUGAUGGAACCCAGUACGUGAUAAAACAAAUGAACGGGGAUGGCCAAAAUCCUUGCGACGACUGCUGGUGCACCUGUCAGGAAAUGGGCGACAAUUGUUGCCACAGCGAAGGGAAAGGCAUGACCUUACAAUGUGUUUCUGGCACCCCGAUAUCUAGUGCCACGAAGUUCACAUGGAAAAGCUAUACGAAUCCUGAUGACGCGAGCAUGGUUGGCCAGGGGUUCGCUUGCCCAAGGGGUGCAAGCUACCCAGAUGACGGAUUUCCGGACUACUACUUAUGUUGUGUUAGUACUCAUUUGCAACUCAAGGGAUAAUUACUAAUCGGAAACACUCACGGUCUCGCGUUACCUUGCUCCUUUAGGUUUAAGUGAUGCGUGGAAAUCUUCAAACAGUCAGUUUCUUUGUUACUUACUUUUCAAUCGAAAAUUGGCGCAGAGCGGUCCAGGAUGUUGAGGAAACCCACGUUCAGAGUCACUAUUAGAAUAGUUCUGCAUCAUUUUGCUCAUUGCGUUUUCUAAACUGAAUGUCCAAAUACGGAAGCAGAGCAUAUUUUCGGCCUCCGAAGUGGAACUGGGAUAGGCGUCGGCCGGUUCCGACCGACCUCAUCGAGGCUGAGAAAGACUAUGCUAGCACACCAAUGAAAUUUUAUUGGGCGACUGCUGUGGAGUGCACGGCGCCGUGCGAUAAUAAGCAAAUUGCCCACGUGCUCUACAAAGACCCAACUGGAGGGGAUACCGACGCCAUUGUAAGAUCCUCUGUGAGAAGUGCAAGUACAGUAUAUGCUACCGGGUUUCCACAUCCUGGGACGACGGUUGACGGCCUUCCGAUCAACGGCGGAAGCGCCCAUGAGGCAAAACAUCAUAACUACGCAGGCUUUCACAUCUAUGCCGCGGGUGCAGCACCGGGAGGCGGCGGCUCCUCCACGACCGCCACGACCUUCAAGGGUGCGGUCACUUUCAAUGUUGCGCUGCCGACCACGAGCAAGGUAGUGAGCAACUUGCUUUCGAAGUCAGGCGGUGAGGAUAACACUAUCUUCUUGCAGUUCUUCAAGCGGAAUUUCUUAGAGCAGCUAGGCAAAGCAGAGAACGCAGGUACCGGUGUCGCCGGUUUGGCGGAUUCGCCUCUCCUCUCACCGACGGUAUCGUUGGAGCGCACCUUUCUGGAAAGCAAAUUGGGAAUGGCGCAGGGCAAGCACGCUGGCGAGGAAGGCUUCCUGGCCAAGGGCGACUUGGUCCCCGUGAUCCAGCAAUCCGUGUCGGAUGCACUCACCCUCGCGGUAGACCCGCAAGCGAAGAAACUGGAGAAGUCCGUCUCUGACGCGCAGCCCAAUGAGUUCUUCACGCGUAGCAAUAUCACCGUGGCCUUCCCGAAGGCGUCGAGUGGAACCGCCGGCGGCACAAGUGAGGUGAUCGUCUCCGUGCCGCUAGUUGCCGGGCCGAGCUUCGACCGAAGCAAGGUCGCUGCAGCGCGGGACAAAAUCUUGUCUGUGCUGGAUCCCUCUUCAGCGGUGUUCGCGGAGAAGCUGCCACUGCGACUGGAGGUUUUGGGUGUUGGCCUGAAGCCGCCCGCAGCAGGGCAGCCCGACGCGCUGUCUAUCACGAAAGAGCCGGUGACAUCCGCGCCGGCCAUUCCGGGUUCGACGGAACGCACGGCAGCGACCUUUGUCGGCGCCAAGCUGUUCGUGACCAUAGCGCAAGGCCACAACCAGAUCACCCACGCGGAGAUCGAAGAGGCGGUCGAGAAGGUUGUCGCGGACGCUCUAACGCGGGAUAUGGACGUGGUGGACGCGAAUGUGGGUCAGCUAGAUGCAGUGAGUCGCGAACAGGUGACAGCCGUGAUCACCGCGGCAAGCUUCGGACGCGAACAAAAGGAGAUCGGGAUCACGGUUCAGGUGCCGGAAACGGACACCGGCUCCGCGGUGACCAACACGAUUGUGUCGCUCCUGAGCCACAACACAACCAAAAACGCGCGAUUCGUCGGCAAGCUGGACAGCAAGUUGGAAUCGGCGCUCGAAGCGCAGGCGGUCGGCAAUCCCGAUCUCACUAUCGGAGCAGUGGUCAGCGGAGAGCAGGCUGCGCCCGCGUCGCAAAUGCGAGGUUCGGCGCAGUUUACGAUCAGUGCCGGUGACCCGAAACUCACCGACGCUCAGGUCCAGGAAAUCGCUGCAAAGGCGGUGGCAGCGGCGCUUACUGACGCCACCGGCAAGCCAGUCGAAGCCAGUCAGAUCUUUAUCACUGUUGACCCGGGUAGUGCUGCACUUAACAUUCCGCAGUUCUCCUUCGAGGUUCCGGCGACGAACAGCCGCGUGAAAUGGUUCCUAAAAGACUCCGUGCAGAGCUUCAAGCCGUAUCUUGAUACUGCGAGUGAAAAGGAGGUGGCGGCGUUUGUCGCGAAGAACGCUGCGUUCAGUGGUCGCACUUUGUCGGACGCGAAGGUGAUCGGCGCAGCGAAGGAGCGCGUGCUGAUCACGUUCAAGUUGGAUUUACCCUUAGUGGACGGCACAAACUCGUGGCUGCCCAGUUCGGAAGAGAUGUUGGCUAUUUGGUUGCAGACCUCUACGAAGAAUGCAGUGCAGCAACUCGGCAAUGUCACGGCGGGACUCGAGCCCACGCAGAUCUUGGUCACAUUCUUGGGCGAAGACCUGCUGGGCACAGCCGGUCUCACUAGCGUGACGGUUCCAGUGCAGCUCGCUGUGCCCCUGGUAGAAGGCGAGAUGGGCCCAAGCGCUUUGCCAAUUACGGCUUUGGGCGGAAAGCUCCGCGAAGCUAACUCGGCUGCAUUGAUCUCGAAUAUCAAGAGCUACCUCGAGUCAGAGUUCAGCUUGGAGUUCAGCUCUUCGCCGGCUGUGACAAGCAUGCCAGCGGAGUCGCAGGAUUCCCCGCAGAAACCGACGCAAGCGGUGGCUGGAAGCAGCUACAUCGAGGGUAAGUUCCGUCUGUCGGUGGCGCUAGACAGCAGCGUCGUGCAGACUACCGCGGACGGCGUACAGACCUACGACCGCGCUUCGGUAGAUGCGGAUCGUGAAGUUGCUGCGAUUCUUCAGGAGGCUGGUUUCCGCGCUGUGUCGAAGGAGGUAGACGCGUUAGCGGACGUCAACUCUUACACGCAGUUCGAAAGUGAGAACGUCGCCGUCUCGGUCUCGCCGAGCACUGGCGUCGCGAAUGAGACACGCGUUGUGACGAUCCUGGUCCAUGGCAAUUUUGAUGCGGAGACUGUGAGCCAAAUUCAAGAUGCGCUCACGCAGGGACAGAUCAACACGGACGCGACAGCAGAGACACUCGCCACGACGCCGCCGCCGGCCGAACAAACGGACGAGCAGCGGCGAAAAUUCAUUCCGAUGAACACGCGUCUGCAGGCGACCUUCGGCGCCGAGGCACGCGCAAUAGCCGCCGCAAGUGGUAAGAACUUCACCUUCGGGUCAGGGCCAGUAAUUGCUUUGGGCGCCUCGAAGCAAGUGUCGCAGACGAAGAGUGUCGUGUUGCUCUCGGGUGUGAAAGAGGUCGGGUCAACAGACAAGGCAGCGGCCAACGACGAUGUAAAAGCUUGGGUGCGCGAAGCCGUGGCCAAGGCUAUCAAUCAGGCUGCAGGUCUCGAAUUGACGCCAAACCACGUCUCGGUGCGCAUGCUGACAGAUCGCGCAGUGGAUGCACGGGCCGAAAUCUCGGUUCCGUCAGUAUCUGAAGCUAUCUCAGCGAUGCUUGACGACGACGCAACGGCAAGUAGCAAGGCCUUCAUGGACGUCUUCCUGCCUGAGGUGAAGAAGAUUGCGAAGGCACGCAACAACUUCGAUGUGGGUGGCGCGAACUUCGGAAACUCCGAUGCUACCAAGUACUUCUCGGUCAGCAUAAAGCUUGCGCUAGACACGACAGAUCUGAGCAAGCCGCUUCCGAACGACGACGUUCUGUACGGACUCGGGCAGGAAGCUGCUGCAGCCGCGCUGGCGGCAGCCGGCAUCAACGUGGACUCCACUCAAUUUAGCGUGCGCUUCGCGCCCACUGGAAGCCGCACCGGCGCAAUUGCGUACGAAUUCUCGGUUACUAUUGGGUUGCCCGAGAGCGAGUUCGAAGCAACGGUGCGCAUCAAGGUAGCGGCAGCGUUCUCUGAGGGCUCCUCCGAGAGUUCAAAGUUCAUCACAGACUUCACCACGUCGCUGAGCUCCAACGGCGUGGCGGACUUCACGGAAAGCCCGGGCGUGGAAGGUCCGGCAGCGAAGUCACCGCCCACUGCAACAACGGACUUGACUCCCUUCGAGGUAGUGCCAGGUGGCGUGACCUUUGUGGAGACUCAGUUCUCUGUGCAGACGGCGACUGGCGACGCUCCUACCGUGGACGAGCUAGAGACUCUGCUGCGACCGCGCAUCGCGAAUGCAACAGGCGCGAUCUUGGCGGAGUUGACGGACGGUGAAGUUUCUUUUGUUGCAGAUGCAACAGUGGGCUUGUUCUUCCUCUAUAACGCUCCGGUGACCGCGAGUAGUGACGCGCGCGCGCGCACAUUCCGUUUGACGCUGCAGCUGCGUGACGUGCAGGCGGGCGCUGCUGGUAAAGUAAUGGGCAUCUUGUCUACGGAUCGCAACGAUCUUUGGACUAAGAUGACAACCGCAGCCGCAGCGCUGCCCGCAGGAGUUACGGCGCCGCGCGUCACGGUCGACGCGAAGCAGGCUUCGCAAACGCAAGCGAAGCUGAGCUUCGCUCCGCAGGAUGGCAGCGGAAACGUGGCUGCACCAACGGUGGUCUCCUCAAGCGAUUUCGAGGCUGCCUUCUCUGCGGCGUUCGCAACGGCGCUGUUUGAGUCUGGUGGUGCGUCGAUAUCGGCCGAGCAGGUGUACAUCUCGCUGCACAGCUUCGACGGAACGGUGUACACGCUCAACAUCGCGGUUCCAAGCGUGAGCGCGAUGACGAGCCAAGUACUUUCGCGUGACGGCAGCACCAAUGGCGACGUCUUCAAGAGCAUCUUCCGCAAGAAGAUCAACGCACGGCUGGCAGCUCGCGUAAUCGCGGGUGUUGCUUCGAUCUCCGCGACGGGCCUGGCAGUGCCGACUAUGGCGACCGAGCGCACUUAUUUGGAGACCCAGCUUACCGUGUCGCAGGGUGCAGCCGCGGGACGGGCUGGCUUCACAACGAAGGAGCAGCUCGUCUCGAUUUUCCAGCAGGCGGUAAGCUCUGCACUGACACUCACUGUGGCAGGCACAGGGGACAGCGAUGCGGCCAAGAACAAAGAGACCAACCGCUUCUUCUCUCGGUCUAACAUCACUGUCGCAUUCCCGAAGUCAGCCACGCAGUCUCCAACAGACGGCGGGACUAAGGACAUUAUCGUAUCUGUGCCGCUGGUUUCGGGCCGUAGCUUCGACCGUGCAGCGGUGAAGACCGCAAAGGAUUCGAUUCUAAGCGUGUUGGACCCGACUAGUGCCACUUUUGCGUCCAAGCUGCCACUGCGGCUGCAGGCGCUGGGCGUCACACUGACGCCGCCGCCGGCAGGCUCAACCGACUUUUCGUCGGCGCUGGACAUCACCGAGGAGCCCGCACCGAGUGUUCCGUCUGUGCCAGGCAGCACGGAGAAGACGAAGUCGACCUUCGUGAAGGCGAAACUGAGCAUUGCCGUAGCAAGUGGUGCGAACGAGUUCACGCACGCGCAGCUAGAGACGGCCGUGCAGCAGGUGGUCGCGGACAUCCUCGGCAAGCACCCAGAAGUGGUGGAGGCUAACCUUGGCGAAGAGGGCGUCAUCAAGGUCGCUCAAGUUGCGGCGGUGGUCUCGACGGGCUCCUUUGGAAAGAGCACUAAGGAGGUGCAGGUCACCAUCCAGGUGCCGGAGACCACCACCGGUUCCGCCGUAAGUGCGCAGAUCGUGGAAAUCCUCAGCUUCAACAGCACCCAGAAUCUCGCGUUUGGGCCAGAACUGAAGCAGAAGCUGAAGACGGCCUUAGAGGUCGCGAAUGCUAAGCCGAAGGUGGACGCUAACGGAAAUGCCGUGGUGGAUUCCAAUGGAAACCAGGUAAUGGAGCGACCAACAAUCGAUUUGGAGCCGGAGUCGGUGGGCGACAGCUCGCCAGCCUCGCAGCUGCGAGCAAAGUUCAGCUUCACUCUUUCCGCCGGCAGUGCUCUGACCGACGAGGAGAUUGAGUCGCUGAUGCGAAAAUCGAUCGCGGCAGCCCUCACCGAGGCCACGGGCGUCCCAGUGAAGGAAUCGCAAGUGUUCAUUUCUGUUGCGCCGGGCAGCGGAGAUUUGAACUUGCCGACUGUGGAAUUCGAAGUGCCUGUCACCAGCAGUCGCGUCAAGUGGUUCCUGCAAGACUCACCGGACUCGUUCACGCCGUAUAUGAAGACGGAACUCGACACCCAGCUGGCUGCGGCUCAUCCAGGCCGUACCGCCACCGACAGCAAGACCGAGAAGGGUCCGGAACGCACACUGAUCACAUUUGGUCUGCAGUUGCCGCUGGUAGACGGUGCAAGCUCUGUGCUGCCGACUAGUGAGGAAAUGCUCACGAUCUGGCUGCAGUCGAGUACGAGAGCCGCAGUCGCGCAAAUAGCGAAUAUCACGAGUCUCGACGCACGACAGCUCGUCGUCUCCUUCACAGGCCAGUCGCAGCUGGAAGCUGGUGCGACGUCCGCUUUGCUUUCGGUGCAGAUUUCCAUUCCGCUGGAGGAAAGCAGUGCGGCUGCAGCAGCUAACUUCCGCGACGUAGUAGCGAAGUUGCGUGCGGGAGGCAGUUCUGCACUCAUCUCUUCGGUGAAGCAAUACUUGGAAACCGAGUUUGACCUGGAAUUCUCAGCACCUGUGGAAUUGACGGACAUUCCUGAGGAAUCUGAGGACUCUGCCACUGCGCCGCCUGCGGCGGUCGAGGGAACAACCUACUUGCAGGGCACGUUCGAAGUGAACAUGGAACUGGCCGAUGCAGUUGUGAGUCAGACCAGUGACGGCGACCUUGUCUUUGACAAGGACUCGGUCGACCCGAAUGAUGACGCCGAAGCCGUGCUCCGCAAGGCCGCCUUUGCGGCGUUGAAGGCCGAAGUUGGAACGCUCGGGUCUGACCUCAGUUCGGUCGAGUUUGACGAAUCAAACGUGGCGGUGUCGAUUUCCCCAGCGACAGGAGCCAAGAACGAGACGCGGGUCGUGACGAUAGUUGUGCACGGAAAGUUCGACGCAGAAACCGCAAGCGAGAUUCAGGAUGCACUUUCGAGCCGGGAUGUUGCCACUGCGGAUGAGAAGGAGGCUGACGCGACUGGCGUCGCCUCCAUUGAUGGCACUGGUCGCACGGCGGCGGAGCAGCGCACGGCUGCUUUUGCAGUGAACGAGCGGUUCCGCGAGACCUUCGCGAGCACCUCUCGCGACAUCGCCGUUUCUACCGGACGUAACUUUACGUUCGCGACCACGGUCGUCCCUGCGGAGGAUUCAGAGCAGGUGUCGCAGACACGCACACGCAUGACGUUCUCCGAUCUGGUCGAUGUCGCUACCGGAAGCGCAGUGCCGAACGAAGACUUGGCGACCUGGAUCCGACAGACCAUUGCGCGCGUUCUCAACGAGGCCGCUGGCUUGGAGUUGUCGCCCAGUCACGUGUCUGUGACCGUGAUCACGGAUGGGAACAAAGACCCUGUGGUGGAGAUCUCGGUGCCGUCGGCAAGCGAGGCGGUUAGCAAAAUGUUCGGCAACGACCAGGCGGCGCCCAGCAAGAAGAUUUUCAACAAGUUGUUCGACAGCACGUUGAAGGCGGUGUUGGCUGCGCAGCCGCAGAACUACACCUUCAGCGCCGCUGCAACCACAGGUGGUUCCGUCGCCACAAAGUACGUGGAAGGCAAACUUAAGCUAGUGCUCAAGGACGAUGGCGCGCAGGUGAUGCCUGAUCAAGAAGCACUCUUUAACUUGGCGCAGCGCGCGGCCGCAGAGGCCUUCAAAGAGGUAGGUGUGACCAUAGAUGCUUCGCAGUUUUCUGUACGCUUCGUGCAGAAGGAGACUGGGGCCAACGCGACUCAGCAAACCGGUGAAAAGGAGUACGAGUUCCGGAUCACAGUGGCAUUGCCAGGGGACAAGUACUCCAAGAGCACGCAGACUGCCGUCUCGAGCGCAUUCACGGAGGGAAGCGCCGAAGCGACGAUCUUCGCGACAAACUUCGCUGCAAAGUUGCAGGCCAACGGAGUGGGCGAGUUUGUCUCAUCCCCGAAGCAAGAGGGCAACGCGCAAGAGUCGAAGCCCCGCGCGAAGACGGAUCUUACUCCGUUCGAGGUCGUGCCUGGUGGUGUUGCCUUCGUGGAGACGCAGUUGUCCGUGGAGACUCCGACGGUGGCAGCCCACACCGCCACCGCUUUGGAGGCGCUGCUGCGACCACGCAUCCGCAAUGCCACCGAGAGCAUCUUGCGUGAGCUCACUGGAAAGAGCGACUUGGUAGUGGCAGAGUCGACGAUAGGUCUCUUCUACCUGUACGACACUCCAGUGGCCCUCGGUUCCCCGGCGCGCGGACGCCACUUCCGUGUGACCUUCCAGUUGCGCGAAGUGCAAAAUAGUAUCGUCGGCGACUUCAUGGGCGCGGCUUCGAAGAACCGCGCGGACCUGAUUGUGGAUCGCUUGGCAGCCACGAGCUCGGCUCUCCCAAGCGACGUCGUGAACGCGAAAUUCGUCAAAGACGCCGUCCAGGCCUCGCAGACACAGACCAAGCUCGCCUUUGCUCCAAAGGACAGUUCGAGCAACGCGGCCGCAAAAGAUGUGAUUGCCGGCGCACCGUUCAAUGCUGCCUUUGCUUCCGCGUUUGUGAGCGCGCUGCACGAGAGUGGCGGCGCCAAUUUGGUAGCCGAGCAAGUGUUCAUGACCAUUCACAAGUUGAGCGCGUCUGGAGUUUACACCGUGAACGUGGCGUUGCCGUCAGUGACGGCGAUGACUUCGGAGGUUGUGUCAAGGGACGGCAGCGGCAACAACGAGAUCUUCCGCACGUUGUUCCUGGACGCGAUCAACGACGAACUGACGAAACGCAUGAUCGCGGGCGUCGCCUCGAUUGCAUCUGCGGGACUGGCCUCACCAGUGCGCACAGUGGAGCGCACGUUCCUGGAGUCCAAAUUGUCGGUGAAGCAGGGCGUGGCAGCUGGCGAAGAAGGCUUCUUGCAGAAGAGCGACCUCGUGCGCGUCUUCCAGCAAGUCGUCUCGAACGCCUUGUCUUUGGCCGUGGGUGACCCGGCUGACGCGGCUUCGGUCUCCACGGUGGCCAGCGCCGAUGAACCGAAUAAGUUCUUCACGCGCAGCAACAUCACAGUGAGCUUCCCGAAGCCCCCAGUUGGUGCGGACGCCGGUACCAGCGAGGUGAUCAUGUCGGUGCCUCUGGUCUCGGGUCGCGCGUUCAAUCGCACACUUGUGGCACUAGCGAAGAAGCGCAUCGCGGAUGUGCUGAACCCUCAAUCGGUCGAGUUCAAGAGCAAGCUGCCCUUGCGCUUGCAAGCCAUGGGCGUGACCUUGGAGGCGCCACCCGCCGGGCAAGAGGACGACCCAGCGGCGGCACUUGCCAUUACCGAAGAGGCAGCGCCGUCUGCACCUUCAGUGCCGCGCAACACCGACCGCACAAGUGCCACUUUCGUGAAGGCGGACGUCACACUUGCCUUCUCGCAGGGCGCGAGCGAUGUGACACUGGCACAGAUUGAGUCUGCGGUGGAAGUGGCCAUAGCGGAAAUCGCAAGCGCCGACGAGAAGCUUGUGGAGGCCAACAUGGGCAAGCCUAACCCGAUCACGAAGGAACAAGUUUCUGCCAUAGUCUCCUCUGCCAGUUUCGGCAAGCUCGAAAAAACUGUUUCGGUCACGGUGCAGGUUCCGGAAACCGCGACUGGAAGCGGCAUCACUAGCAGAAUUGUCGCCAUGCUGGCGCACAACUCUACUGCAAGCGCCGUGUUCAUGCCGCUCUUCGAGAACUCGCUGGAAGCUAAGUUGGCGGAGGCAGCGAAGGAGCCGAUCGUCGACGCGAACGGAAACGCCGUGCUCGACGAAAGCGGCAACCCGACCUUCACGACGCCAACGAUCGACUUGAGCCCAAAAGGAGACGCCGAGCGCGAUCCGACACCAGCGUCGCAAGUCGCUGGUGCAGCCAGCUUUGCGCUUAACGAUGGCGCGCAGCCAACGGACAACGAGGUGAUCGAAAUCAUGCGCAAGGCUAUUGCCGCAGCGCUGACGGAAGCCACGGGCAUUACCGUGAAGCCUUCGCAGGUCUUUGUGACGGUAGCACCCGGCUCUGCGGAGCUGAACGCGCCAGAAAUCAGCUACGCCGUUCCCGUGACGGAUUCCCGCAUCAAGUGGUUCGUGCAAGAUUCACCCGCAUCCUUCAAGCACUACCUCGACAAGGCUGUCGCAGCAGAGGUCAGCAAGACUCUGCCCGGGCGGUCUGCGAGCGGCAUGGAGACCAAGGCUGGACCAGAGAAGGUUUUGGUCUCGUUUGUGCUGGAGUUGCCGUUGACCGAUGGCACGAACUCGUGGUUGCCGGCUAGCGAAGAGAUGCUCACGAUCUGGCUGCAGACGGCCACAAACGCCGCGGUGGCAAAGAUUACGGGCGUCACUUCAUUAGAGCCCACGCAGGUUGUGAUCGCCUUCCUUGGAGACACGGUGCUAAAGGACGGACAGACCGCUGCGACUCUCAGUGUGCAGCCGUCGAUUCCUCUAGUUGAGGGACAGAUGGGUUCGUUCAACGGAACCUUCACAGAGGUGGUGAAGAGGCUCAAACACGGCGGAAGCGCCGCGCUUGUCGCCGAGGUGAAGCAGUACUUGGAGACCGAGUUCAAGUUGGAGUUCUCUUCCGCGCCAACGGUGCAAAAAGCGCCUGUGGAGUCCAAAGACUCGGCAAUGGCGCCCAGCGCGGGGUCGGACGCCCCGAGCUUCAUCGAGGGAAAAUUCUCGAUCGUCAUUGUGCUAGACGACGAUGUGGUAUCGACCAACGCAGAUGGCCAACCUGUAGUCGACAAGAAUGCGGUGGACCCAGUGUCGGAUGUGGUCGAAGUCUUUGCGGAGGCGGCUUACAAGGCGCUUUUAGCAGAGGUCGACGCCUUCCUGGAUCCCGACAGUGGCGAAACACUUGAGCGCAAACAGGUGGGCGCGUCCGUUUCGCCGGCCACCGGCGCAAAGAACGAGACACGCACAAUCUCGAUUGUCGUCCACGGCAGCUUCGCGCCGGACACGGUGGCGGAACUGCUGGACGCAUUGAGCAGUGAGUCUGCCGCUGCAGCAGCAACCGAGGAUCCAACUGAGGCGGCGAGCGUAAGUGCGGAUCCCGACGUGUUGCGUCGACGCCAGACGUCCUUGUCGGACCGGUUCAAAGCAACACUGCGACAAGAGUCGGCUCGCAUUGCACAGGUUCAAGGCAAGAACUACACGCUUUCGGGCACGGUGGACUCCGAGGGCGACGCAAGCCACGUCUCGCAAACGGGAUCCGAAAUCUCGAUUCCGCAACUGCUGAGCGGUCUCGGUCAGGCCGCACCAAACGACCUGGUGGAGACCUGGGUGAAGGAAGCGCUGGCAAUCGCACUCAACGACGUUGCGGGUCUGGAGCUCACGGCAGGUCAUGUAUCCGCCACAGCGACAACUGAUACAGCAGUGAACCCAGUCGUGAGAGUCGCGAUUCCGGGUGUGUCGAACGCCAUCUCGUCCAUGCUGAGCAAAGACGCUUCAGCAGCGCAGGAUGCGUUCAUGAGGGCCUUCAGCGAUGCUUUUCAGCAGAUUGCGAAGCGCCGCGGCAACUACACCAGCAGCACGCCGACUGUGAGUGGCUCCGGAGAAUCAACGCAGUACCUACAGGGAAGUGCGAAGCUUGCUUUGGACGCGUCGGAGACGGUUCCGGAUCAGACCGCACUGUUUGCGUUGGCACAGCGUGCGGCAAGUGAGGCCAUCAAGGCUGCGAGUGGCGUUGGAAUUCCACCUUCGCAAAUCAGCAUCCGCUUUGCCCCUGGCAGCGGCGCCAGCAACGGCACCGUUGUCUACGACUUCCUGAUUUCCACGACUCUGAAUGGCACCGAGUUCACGCCGGCUCAAAUGGAAUCUGUGGAGGGUGCAUUGUCGGAGGGAACUGCGUCCAGUGCGAUAUUGACAACGGCCCUUGCGGUUCAAUUGCAAAUUCUAGGUGUUGGCAAAUUCACGCAGCCUCCGGCGGUGUCUGGAGCGGCGGCAGAGAGUCCGGCCACAGCCGAGACCGAUCUGACGCCUAUCGAGAUUGUUCCGGGACGCGUGAUGUUCGUGGAGUCGACAUUCAAGGUCCAAACUACGAAUGCAAACCCGUACUCGGUGGACCAGCUAGAGACGCUGCUGCGGCCGCGCAUGGCCACUGCGCUGACGGAGUUGGUGAAAACCGUGACUGGUCGCAACGACUUGCCGGCCGUCGAGGCUUCUAGCGUUGGAUUAGUGUACUUGUACGACACACCGGUGGCCCUCGGCUCCGCUAACGUAAACCGCAACUUCCGGAUCACAGUGCAGCUGCUCGACUUGCGGCCUGACACGGUAGGCGAGAUUGUCAGCACCUUCUGCACUGGGCGUCGGGAAUUGUGGCAGGAGCUGACGGACCACGCCACCGCGCUGCCGAGCGACGUCACAGCGCCGUCUUUCAUCGAGGACGCGAAGCAGUCAUCGCAGACGCAAGCGCGGCUUACACUGAAGGCGGAGCAGACCGCGGGCGGCGCAGCCUCCGACCUCAGUGCAAUCCUCAGCAGCGGCUUCGAAGCGACGUUUGACAGCUCCUUUGCGGCGGCACUGCGGGACAGCGGUGGCCCAACCCUCGUGAAGGAAAUGAUCUUCACCAGUGUGCAUAGCCACGACAGCACGGGCACUGGCGCAGUAACGCUGAAUGUUGCGUUCCCGAGUGUUUCAGCCUCCGCUUCAACUGUCCUUAGCCCCGCGCCGAAGAGCACGGGAGCGGAGUCCGAUAAUGAGAUCUUCCUCACGCUGUUCCGGCGUAAGCUGAAUGCCGCGUUGACGACAGCAUCGGUGACGGGCGUUGCGUCGAUUGCAGAGGCAAACCUGGCGACACCGACAAAGCCGGUGGAGCGCAGCUAUCUCGAGACAAAGCUCGACCUGAAGCAGAACGUUGCGCCGGCAGCUCGCGGAUUCCUGCAGCAGUCGGCUCUUCGGAAGAUCCUGCAGAAGGUGGUGUCUUCGGCUUUGACGCUUGCGGUGGAUCCGAGUACAGCUGCUGCGAAUUCGGCUGGUGAAGACGCGGCACCGGCGACGCGCGAACCGAACAAGUUCUUCUCGCGUAGCAACAUCACGGCUAUCUUCCCGAUCGACCCAGUUGCUGAUCCGGCCGCCAAGGGCACCGGUACUGUGCUGCUCCAGGUGCCGCUCGUUUCAGGCCCGAGCUUCGUCGCAACAAAUGUGCAGAAGGCCAAGGACGCUAUGCUGUCGGUUCUUGACCCGGCUUCCGAGGCAUUCUCGUCGAUAUUGCCACUGCGACUGGGUGCGCAGGGCGUCGACAUCACCAUUCCGGCGGCAAACGAACCUAGCCCACUGGCGAUUGCACAAGAGCCAGAGGCGUCCGAGCCUGCUGCCACAGAGAGCACGGUCAAGUCGCGCACCACGUUCGUGAAAGCGAAGCUCGAGUUCGAAAUCGACGCGAGUCAGAAGUUCACGACCGCAUCGGGUGGCAGCCGCAAGGCUGGCUUGUCGCUCUCAGACGACGAGCUGAAGGCCGUGAUUCGCGCUGCAGUCGCGGAAGGGUUGUCCAAUGAUCCUGACGUCCUGGAUGCCGGUCACGGCCAGACGAACAUCGUUGAAGCCGACCGGGACGUCGCUGUGAUCUUUUCCGCGGAUUCCGCUGGCGCAACACUGAAGAAGUGCGAUCUUACUAUCUCCGUGCGCGAGCGGGAGUCCGACAUUGGCGUGAGUACGCAGAUCAUUGCGGUUCUCUCUGACGGAAAUGCGAAGAACAGCGGCUUCUUGAACGACCGCGUGCUGCCGCGACUGGAGACCAAGGCCCAGAAGGCUUUCGAAGACAAAGUCGUGGCUGCGGGAGGAAAUAGGGAAGAUGUUGUGGACUUCGGGGUCAACAAACUUGGGUCCGGUGGCGGACUGGCCGAACCAUCAACCGUGUUGACGGCGGCCUUCACUUUCGGGGUGGAGCCUGCUACUCCGGCGCUAACGGACGAAGAGGUGACGCGUAUCGUUCAGAACGUCGUAUCCAAGGCGAUCUUGGACGCAACUGGCGAACCACUGCAACCGGGUCAGGUUGCGGUGACCGUGAACCCAGGUUCCGCGGAAAUCGGCGCGCCCAGCGCAACGUACUCUGUGCCUUCAGGCGACUCCAAGCUGCGCUGGUUCCUGCGCGACUCGCCAGAGAGCUUUGACUCCUUCCUCGAGACCAGCUUGGGCAACGUGCUAUCCGAGAUGACGCCAUCCAGCAAGGACGGCGCUCCCGGUGGCGUGCAGCGCAGCAUCAACGGCCUUGCCGACGCGGUGCAGCCAAGCGGUAGCACUGCGCAGAAAGCGUUGGUCAACUUCCGGCUAGAACUUCCGCUGAUUGAUGGCGCCAGUUCCUGGCUCCCGUCCUCAGAAUCCAUGUUAGCAAUGUGGGUGCAGGGCAGCACUCAAUCAGCGGUAAGCGAGCUUACGAACAUCACGAGCAUCAAGGCAGCACAGAUCGCGGUAGUGCUCGGGGCCAGUCUGACUGCUGGCAACGCGACCGUGCCUAUCUCGGUCAGUGUGCCUAUCAGCGAAGACCAGCUGCCGGGUGUGAAGAAGGCCGACGGCACAGUCGAGAAGCUAAACGCUGCAGAAACACGAAAGAAGUUUGAUGAAGUGACAGCAAUUCUUGCCGAAAACUCUGCUUCGACCCUCGUUUCGCGCGUCCAGCAGGUGCUGGAAAGCACCUACAACCUCGAGUUCUCCGCAGCGCCGACGGUGACGGGUGCUCCGGCGGCUUCCAAGGACGCUUCGGUCGACGAGCCGGCACCAGUAACAACUGGCGCAACCUUCGUCGAGACGCAGUUUGCCAUCAAGGUGCCGGUCGCCGUGAGCGGUGAUGCACUAGCAAAAGCCAUCCAGGAGGCCGUUGAGGAAGCGAUGAAGAGUAGUUCCGACUCUCUUGCCGAUGAAUACUUCAACGUCGGCGUGAGCGUUUCCCCGCCAGCAAACCUUAAGAGCGGGGAUCCACUCGCCAAGCGCAAGACGCAGCAAGCUCAGGAUCGACAAAUCAGUAUUGUUUUGUCUGGUGAGCUUUCGGCAGAGGCAGUUGCAGAAGCACUGGAGGCCUUAACGUCGAUCGACGAGAAGCCGACUGACGCAGCGGCUCCUGGCGCAGGCGCAGAUGCUGCCGAGGACGCGCGCGAGGCAGCGUCUCCCGCCCUUGAGAAGGCUCGCGGCUUCGGCGCGAAGUUCGCUUCUUUGUUGUCGGAAAAGGCGACGCAAAAUUACAACAUUACCUUGCAGAACACCACCAAUGCGGAUGGCAGUGCGCGAAACUCCAUCAUCCGGAAGGAGGCCGCACCAAAGCAGGUUUCGCAGGCGAAGUCGGGCAUCAAGUUCGUGCUAGGCGACAAGGCGACGGGUGAGGAGGCUGACCGCAGCGCGGUGCCGCCUAGCGAUGAGAUGCAGGCUAUAAUCGCCGAAGCAGUUGCGGAAGUGCUCGCUGACCUCACUGGUAUCGACUUGACCGAGAGUCACAUCUUUGUGGACAUGCAGAGCAGCGGCAGCAGCGACGUCGAUGCUUCGUUCUCAGUUCCGAGUGGCGACGAGAUCUUGCGCAGCUUCGUGGACGGUAACGACCGCACGGGCCGCAACGAGAAGUUCCGACUCGCACUGGCGCAAGCGGUCGCUGCCAAGAUCGAGGCUCGCAACGUGGCGAAGAACGUGACGCGCAGCAUUGCGCUGAACAUGGCCUCUGUGAAGUCUGCAGAGGCGUCUGCCGCAAGCUUCGUGCAAACCGUGAUGCAGUUCCAGCUGCCGAGUGGGAGUGAUAUGCUGAACCAGGACGCCCUGUUUGCGUUAGCACAAACGGCAGCCAGCACCGCGCUGAAGGCUGCCGCUGGUGUAGACGUACCGGGAAGCAAGAUCUUCGUGCGCUACACUGCUGGAAGCAACGCCACACACUUUGGUCUGGAAAUCGGCGUGGCGCUGGACACCGACACCUUUGAUGCGGUGACGCGCUCCAAGAUCCAGAAAUCGUUCUCGAAGGUUGUGAAAACUGUAGACAGCAGCACGGGCGCGGUUAGCACGACUGCAUCGGCCGAAGCGCAGACGCUCGCCUCGAAAUUCACGGAGCAGUUGCAAUCACUCGGCGUAUCGAGCUUUGCGGCCCCGCCAGCGGUCACGCAGGACACUGCGGAGGCAUCGCCAGCACAGGCCUCGACAGAUUUGGCGCCACUGGACCAGGAAACGCCGGGUGGACUGAUCUUCGUCGAAACCGAGAUCAGCGUGGAAACGCCUAGCGGAAGCAGUCCGUUCAACAGCGACAAGAGUGGUGCGGACGAGCUUGGAGAACUCUUGCAAAAAGCCUUUGCUAACGUGAUGAGCAACACCGUGUUGCCUGGUUUGACCUCAGUGACCGGAAAGCCGCGCGCAACGCCAGCGACGCUCAUCACUUCAAAGGAGGUGGCCGUGACCUACCAGUACAUGGCUCCUGUGGAAGUAGGAAGCGACAAGAGAGCGCGAAUUUACCGUGUGGUCCUGCAGACACAGGGCCUAUCGCCAAGUGAAGCGGGUCAGGUGAUGAAGUCGGUGUCACGUUCCAACGCGGACUUCGGAACCACGAUGCUUGAGGAGCUGGGCCGAUUGGCGAUCAGCGACGACACGCGACUGAGCGAAGUUUCGAAUCCAACGCUGCAGGCAGAAGCAGCACAAGCCUCGCAGACGCACGUGCGGCUCGAGGUGUCACUGAAGCAGGAGUACUCGGCCGCAGAAGUGGUCGCUUUGGGCGUGGAAAAGCGACUACAGAACUCACUGCGCGAAACGCUGGGAGAAGUCGGCGUUGCACGUCUCGCAAACGAGCACAUUGUCGUUCGACUCGAGCGCGAAUCCACCUUCUUGGAUGACGCCGCGAGGGCCGCCGACGUCAAUGCGACAAGCAGCAAGUGGACAUUCUUCGUUGCAUUACCCACCGCAUCCGAGACGCUUUCCAACAUGGUAGCGGUAUUCACCGAUGAUGCUGGCAAGAACGCAACUUCUGCGUUCCCUAACGGCGACGCUGAGAUCUUUAUCACGAUUUUGUCGAACAAAAUGCAGCUCUCCGAUUCAAACUCUGGCAACAACGUGCUAGCCGCAACAGGAGACGAGCCACUCAUCAAGGUGCCACUUGAGUCUGUGGAGCGGCAGUACUUGCAGUCUGAGUUGAAUCUGGCGCAGGACGUGACGGCGGAAGCCAUUGGUGCAGACGGCCUGUCGAUCGGUGGUGGUCUGACGGCCGAGAAGGAUUUGAUUCCUGUUGUCCAGAAGGCCGUGGCCAGUGCGCUCGCGAACGCCAUGAGUGAGAUCAAGGAUGCCUUUGGACAGCCAGUGCUUUCGCUACAGCAAGGAGACGUUGCGGUCGCCGUUUUCCGCAAGGAUACGGAGGAAGUGACGCGCACGGACGGAACCAAGCGGCAGCAGCAAGUGACCCAGGUAGUCUUCUCGAUUCCACUGUCGGCGGCCGGCGGGGUGCAGGCAGCCGAGGAGGCCUUACAGCGCUUCAUGAGCAACGCGAACGCAGACUCUAUCACCUUCCUGAACAAGCUUGCGGCGCGGCUCAGCGUGCGUGGCGUCGAGUUUUACGAGGCCGCGCCGCCGCCGGCAAGAGGCUCGGGUGGCAGCCCCGCGUUGACCGACUCGCAGGUGCAGUCCGCCGCGCAACCACAAGCGCAGAAGGCGGACGCAUUUGUGCCCACCGACGCCUUUGCCGUGACCACGGAAUCGGCAGAGCGUUCCGAAGUGGCUUCGACCGAGGUGAACCUCCGCACCAAGAUCACCUUUGUCCAGAGCACCUUGUCGUUGCGUGUGGCCAAUGUUAGUCUUCCGCGCACAGAACUCGUGCACAUCCUCCGCGUGGCGGUCGCAGACGCUAUCUCCAACAACAAGGCGGUCGUCGAUGCGGUUGGCGGUGCGAGCGGCAGUGUGACGCCGAACGACGUGGCCGUGACCAUUGCGGAGCGCACCGCUCUGAAGCAGACGAAGGAGAUCUUUGUCACGGUGGCUGCGCGCGAGAAGGCAACGUCCACGAAGCUCGCGGCGCAAGUGCAGGCUCUGAUGUCACGGAUGAGCGGACGCAGCUUCGAGUUCGUGGAUUCCGUGUUCGCGAACCUGAACAAGAUCAUUAAGCAGGACGGCGGUCUGGCAGAUCCAACGAAGAACCUGGCAACCUACAGGGAAGCCAUCCUGGAGGAUUUGCUGGUUUUGCCAAUGUUCUCGAAGCCGAGUUCGAUGACGCAGGGCCGCGCAAGCUUCGAAUAUGUGCGCGAGGCAAAUGCGCCUACAGGUCGCACCGAGGAGGCCGAGGAGAAGAUUGUGGUGACGCUGAUCCAACAUGCUUUCGCGGCUGCGAUCAAGGCUGCGACGGGCACUGGUCUCGCACCCGAGCAGGUCUCGAUCGUGCUGGACCCGCGCUCUGCGCUGCUCAAGCUUCCGACCUUCUCGUUCGGUGUUCCGCUCUCGAAGUCGCAAAUCGCGUGGUUCCUGUCGGACGCCAAUAACGGGGAUCCCAGUAAGGGUUUCACGCCCAUCCUGAGGAAGGCGAUGGAGCGGCUCGCGGCGCAGACUACAACCACGGGCACGCCCGCUGUUUGGGAGAGCAUGAUCAAGAGCGCCGACAAGGUAUCGAUCGAUGCAAGCUCUCCCGGCGCAGCUGCUGGCGUGACAAAGUCGCGUGCCUACGUGAGCUUCAACCUCGAGAUGGAGCUGGUGGACACCAACACCACGUGGCUGCCGCGAUCGGAGACGAUGCUGGCUCUCUGGCUGAAGUCGAGUGUACGCGAUGCUGCGACACUGACUGCGAACCUCACCAAUGUUGACGCGGAUAGCAUUGCUGUCUUGCUGGCGGAAGCGCUGCCUCUCACAGGUCUAAACGCGACUGCCAGAGUGGCGGUUGCUUUACCGCUCGAUGAAACGAACUUCGGCGCUGGGACAAAGAGCAUCGGCGAAACGCUCAAGUUGCUGGGCGCAAACCAGGCUCAAGCAUUCCUGCAGAAGACAGAGGAUAAGUUGCGCACCUUUGGACUGGGCUUUUCGGAGUCGCUGAAGGUGGUGCAGCCGAAGGCUGCUAGUGCCCCGGCUAGCGUAUCGAGCGCGACCGCUGCGCAGCAGUCCGCCAUUGAGCAACGCUCGGCUUCCGGAGAGACGGCGACGGCCCAGGAAAGGGCCGCAUCGACCGUGCAAGUAGAUCCCUUCACCACGUCCGACGAGGCGAUCACCGAAGCAGAACCCAGUGUGCUCAAAGGCUCUGCGACGUUCGUGCAGGGCACUUUGGUACUAGAGGUCUCGAACGUAAUUUCUGACGCGACGCUGAAAAAGUUCGCCCGACAGAGUGUGAUUGCAGCUCUGCCAUUUGCGGCGCCAGCAACCAUGGACCUGGACGUCGAGAUCGCAUGCACGAUUGAGCCGCCUUCGCAGCCGCUUUCGUUCGGCGAACUGACCGAGAUGCGCGAAGUUGCGGUGGUUGUGCAAGGCAUGUUGUCCGCAACCGCGCUGUCGCAGAUUCUCGACGCUCUCGACACAAUUGAAGAGGGUCUCUUCACCGAGGCGCAGAGUAGCUUCGCGAUGGAGCCCAAAGAUUCCACUGUGACCGCAGUGGCGGGUCGCGAAAGCGUAACCGAAGACAAGAAUACGCUGAAGCAGAACCCCGCGCAGCUGAUCAGAAACAUGGUGCUUGCGGAAAUGAACAAGUUGAUCGACAACUCGCCCUACAACGCAACCGCAAGCGCGAAGAUCCAGUCGGUGAAAUCAGCGGAGAAGCCUCCCAAGGCGGUCACGAAGACGGAUUCCCAAGUGCAGUUCUCCUUUGCUGGCGUGCAGCGGCCUCCACCCAACGAGGCGGUGACGGAUAUUGUGAAGAAGGCCAUUGCAGCCGCACUGAGCGAACUGACAGGUCUCGACGUCGACCCAGCGCAUGUCGCAGUGUCCCUGCAAACGGACUUCUCACUGUCUCCGGUAAUCGACUUCGCCAUUCCGUUCUCGAAUCCGGCGAUCUCGAGCUACCUGUCUUCAGACCCUUCUUUCAAGCGCGAUGCUUUCCUCACGGCGCUGACCGCGUCGUUGAAGAUGGAGAUGACAAAGUACAAGGAAUCGCUGGAUCCGAACUCAGCAGAUCCUAUAGAACGCGAGUUAGCCUCGAGCUCGCUGGACCUAGCCGCCGCACCAGCCGCAGAGACUGGCGACGCGGCACAGGUAGCCGGUUCGUCUUUGACGCUCGAAAAAGCGAAGCCCUCGGUUUCGGCCUUCGCGGACACCAAGAUGGCGCUCAAUGUCGGUCCCCCGGGUGAAGCGCGACCGAACAGGAACACGAUCCGGUCCAUGAUCCAGAUCGCCGCAGCCGAAGCGAUGAACAGGGAGUUCCCGUCGCUGAACAUCGAACCCGAGAUGGUGACGGUGCGAUUUGCAGCGCAAAACGCCACCGAGGUGGCCCUUGGCAUCGCGUCGGACACGAUUUCGGCCUUCAUGAGUGUGGCUUUACCCGAUAUCUCUAGGAUGGAAUCGUCGCUGGUUGGUCAAGUGCUCACGGUGCUGUCAGCCGCCGGCGGAGCGAGCGUCCAGCAGUCGGUGACAAGCACGCUGGAGGAGUUCGCGGUCGCCGGUGCGAAGACUGAGAUCCCAGACGAUCCGAACAGUGGAAAGUUGGCGGGCGUCAAGCCAGCGGACACGGACAUGAGCGCCAUCGAUGCGGCCCAAAGCGUCGUUUUCGUAAAGGUGCCUGGUGCGAUCCGAACCACUUCCGGCAGUGGGAAGAUCUCGGACAGCAAGUUGGUCGAGCUCCUGAAGUCUGCGGUAGGGGAGAAGCUAGUCAGAGAACUGUUUGAUAAGGCGAACAUUACACAGCAGAUCACGGGUCCCAUGAAGAUUGACCCAGCCACCGGCGAGAAGGUCCUGGACGUGAAGAAGAUCUUUGCGGUGGUGAUGCAGUCGGCUUCGCCAGUGGCAGCAGGCAACAGCACACUGGAUCGCAACUACAUGCUCACCCUGCAGCUGCAGGGCGUUCGCACUUCCGCUGUGGAUCGCUUGCUGAAGAUUCUCACCGACGACUCGGACGUGAGCGCCCCAGCCUCGAAGGCCGACGAGUUCGCGGCUGCGCUAACAGAAAAAGUGGUGGAGCUCGCGAGCAAGGACAGCGAACUGCAAGCUGCUGGCGUUGACGUGGCUUCAGAGAUCACGGGUGGCAAGAUGCGAACCAACGAGGGUGACCAGAACGCUGAUUUGGUUUCCACAGCGCAAACUACGGUUCGCGUGCAGAUGAAGAACGGUGCCACGAAUCAGGCUUUGGACGCCGGACAAGUUUCGUUUCUCCCGCUCCAAGAGGCGAUUGCUAAGGCCCUGUCGGAGACAAGCGGCAAAACCGUGCUCCCAGAGCAGGUGGCGAUUCUUGGGAUGACUGACGCAACGGACGAGAACGGCUUCGUGGACGUGAAAUUCGCGGUGGCCGCCGGAAACGGACCGAUUUUGGGUGCGCUUACGGAGGGUGACGGCAACCAGAUCUUCUCCGACAAAUUGGAGACCGCGAUUGCAACCGAAACGAAGAAAGCUGUCGACGCGGGUGAACUCGACACGACGGCGGCAGGCAUUCCGUCGAGCGGCACCAACCUCGUCAAGGCAGAUGCGGGCAAGGGCGUUUCGGCGCCGAUUCAGCUGAAGCUCUACGUCAGUUUGAAGCUGGAUUUGCCCCCGACUGCUGGGGCGACCGAGAAGGACCGCGACACGACACUCGCGGACGCUCUGCGUAACUCAGCGAAGAAGGCGACGCAGAAGGCCGCACCUGCCGCGACAGUAUCGCGUGGCGCCGUUGUUGUCACUUAUUCGAACACACCGCAAAAGGCAGAAGACACUGCGGCGGACAACUUCCAAGCAACAGUUACAGUGCCAAUUGAGACGGUUGUCGUGAAGAGCGACUCGCCGUUAGAUCCAACGUUGGGCGAGGCAGCCAAGGAAGCGCAGAAGGCGGCAAGCGGCGAGAAGAUUGCCCAGCAGAAGAAGGAAGAGGCGCAGGCCACGAUUGGUACCAUCAAGGAUUCCAUGUCAACUGCGAGCAACCAGUUCUCAGACUCCGUGGCAAAUGUGCUUGAGAGCGGCUACGGCGUGAAUUUGCAGGAGGACGUACAGCAGGACACGCAGGGCAAGGCGCCUGCCGCGGAAGAGCCGACACAGAGUGCCAGCGCGAAGACCGUGACGGAGGAGAAGACGAGUGUCAACUAUGUCGAGACCCAGAUCACGAUUAGCGACUUCCUGGAGGCCGAGGAGGACCCCGCGGACACCGCUGUUGUGGACGAUGGUACUACAGCCUCGUCAGAAGUCUUGGAGAAGAACGUGACGAAACUCGCGAGCUCUGUGAAGAACGAGUUGCAGGAUAAGGACAAGCUGGCGGCCAUCGUCAGCCAGGCGGUCGCGGUGAUACUCUCCGAGAACCGCGCAGAGAUGGAUGCCCUCGACAGCAACACGACCAAACUGCUGAUCACGGAUAUGGGCGACUUCAGUCUGACGGAAAAGGACGUUUCUGUGCUCAUCCGCAACACGACCGUUCUGGUGAAUGCAACCAAGAUCGUGAACGGAACCGUGCAGACGGUGACUAUCACCGCUCGCGAAAUUGUCAUCACAGUGCAGGUGCGCGAGACGCCGGACACCAGCGAGGCCACCGAGCAAAUCGUGGCCUUGUUGUCGAAGGGCAGCUCCGACGCGCAGCGCUUCCAGGAAAAUUUGGGCGUGGCUAUCGGGGAAAAGGCCGUCGAGGCGUCUGUGAAGGAGGCGGUGCGCAGGGAAAUCGUGGAGGCCGCAGCGGCGCUCGAUCCUCCGCAAGUGCUGACUGAUGAGCAGAUUGCCGAGAAGAUGGAGGAGAAGAAGGAGGAAACGAGGGCAAAAGUAAAGGAGGCCCAAAAGACGAUCCGCGAGAACCCGGACAAAUUCGGCAAGACUACGUGCGAUGUCGAGUCAGAACGGGCAGGCACCGUGUCGCAGGUGGGCGGCAAAGCAAGCUUCAUCACGCCGGGCGAGGUGAAAGCCAACACGACGGCCGCGAAGGUGGCCACGGUGAAGGCGAUCCAGCGCGCCUUGCAAGCCGCACUAGCGGAGCUGGGUGGGAUUGACUUGGAGAUCGAGCAGAUCACGGUCAAGCUGGACCCGAACAGUGCAGAAGUUGGGGAGCCAACGUUCUCGUUUGGCAUUCCGUCACAGGGCAAUGUGCCAAAUGCGAUGUUCUCCGAGGACACGACGAAAACCGAAGACUUCCAGAAGCUGCUGCAGAAGUACUUGUCGCGCGAAUACUACGCUGCCAGUACGAACGCAACCUCGACCGCGGGCGCGCAGGGACUUCCGAAGGUUCCUGCAGCGAUGCUGGAGGACAAAUCACCGGAGGAGCUAAUCGAUGCGCCGCCUGCAGUCAAGGGCAGCGCGAAACAGAAGACCUACCUCGAAACCGACCUCCAGCUGGUUCUCACAACGCUGUUCGCAGGCAAGCUUCCGAAAACGCUGGAUCUGAUCAAGUCGCUCAUCAUGUCUGCUGUGAUCAAGGCGACCAAAACGCGCUCCAACUACGAGCUUGUGCCAGGCAAGGACGUGAGCAUCCUCUUCUCGGGAGACCCCCAGAAGGCGCUGGACGACGUCGCGUCUGGCAAGGAGGCGAGUAGCGUGCUCAACACGAAGGUCGUGAUGGCCUUCUCGGAAGACAACGUGCCUGAUCCCGCUACGAAGAUUGUUGCGUCGGCGGGGGAUCUGAUGAAGAACUUGAUGAACGUGCUGACCACAAAACAGACCAACCCAGAGACGGGUCUGCUAGAAUCAGUACCGUCACCGGCUCUGCUGAUGAUGAUGAAGACGGAGCUAGAGGACUUCGGCCUCGUCUCGCCCGCGCCACCGAAGGCCAACGGGGCGGCAGCCGAGUCCGCUCCGCCACAAACCAAGGACAGCUUCCUAGAGCCGCCGAAGAAGAAAGAGGUGAACUUUGGCGACCUAGACAACCCGAUCAAGUCGAUUCCGCUGGCGGAAACCAAGUACUACAUGGAUUUGGGCAAGAGCACCAACCAAACGGCGAUGGAGCAGAUCCACGAGUGGGUGCGUCACGCCGCAGCAGAGAGUAUCCUGAAUUCUGUGCCGGAGCUGAUCGAGGAGUUGCUCUUUGAAGCAAAAUACUCGGUUGCUGCGGUGGGAAACAUGACAGAUGCUCGCAAGCGCGAAAUCGCACUGCAACUCCAGAAGGAGCGCACAAGUCUCUUCUUCAACGACGAUAAAGAUGGCAAAACGCAGCGACGUCGUGUCAGGCGCUUGGAUUCGGGAAGCUUUGCGAGCACAGGGUUCGACUUGGGCUCCGACGACUGCGAGAACUUGCCUGGUCACCGACGCACGCGUGGGCCACUAGGCAGAAAGAUCUACUCGAGUGACCACCUACCCGAGCAGGAGAGGUGCUACGUGGACGACCAGCAUGUCGAGUGGGACUUCGUCGAUGAGCCGUUGUUGCAGCGUCGCCUUCGCGACCGCGAAGAAGACGCCGCACUGCGAAGACGCCUGCAAGGCGUAUCUGCCAGUGGUGUGGAUGCCGAAUCGGCGUACGAAUCGAUGUUGUGUUCUGCGGACGACUCGCAGCUUUGCAGAGAGGGAAGAAUUGCGCCAGGCAGCGGACUGCGUCGGCGACAACUGUCGACCAUCAGCUCGACGCCGGCUGCGGGUGGAGUGAAUCGGCAGAUGUCAAUUGUGAUAGCCACGACUGGAACGGACGGUGGACGAUCACUGGAGACCGUGACGGCCAUGCUUGAAGCCUUGUCCAAGGAUGCAGCUAGUGGACGCGCCACCACCUUCCAGAACACGCUUGGAUCGCAGCUCGAUGGCUUCUCCGGCGCCAGUUCCAAGGGCGAGGCAGUGACGCUAGAUUCCCAGGCUGACCCGGCCGCGACCCAACCAGAACAGGUGAGCUCCAACUUGGCGUUCGAUCUGGUCAUGCAGGCGGCUAUUAACCCAGCGACCGGGUUGCCAUUUCCGCUGAACAAAACGGAAGCGCUUGCCGGCAACGGCAAGGUCGCGCUGGCGCAAAUUUUGGACGUGGUUCGAGAAUCAGUUGCCUUUGCCAUGAACGGCACACGCGGAACUUCUCUGCAGAAGUCUCAAGUCGCGGUGACUUGCUUGGACAACUUGACCUCUCAAGUCGACGACGAAGGCCGUUUGAUCUUUUCGGGGUGGAACGAUACGCUGCAGGAACCGAUCACUUACACAAGUAUGCUGAAUAUGACAAUCACUGUCCCAAUUUCCGGCGACCGGGGUAACAUGUUUGCCAUGUCGAAGAAUACCACGGGAAACAACAUGUUGCUGAAGGCUGUAAAGAGCCAGGUGCAGAGCCGUUCGCAAGAGGUGCUUGUGAAGGCCAUUACCGACUUUUACAACGACACAAGCUUUGCAGAGCGGCUCGCGCUGGAGACCCCGCUGGUCGUGCCGGCCUCGGCCGUCCCGAAGCGGCUGAUGUUCGCGACCGCGUUCUUGAAACUCGAGACACCUGUGUCGGACAUGCAACUGCUGUCUACACUCCGCGAAUCUUCCACGAAGACGAUCAAGCUGUUGGUGCCCGAUCUGCAGCAGGAGGUGACCCCAGCGGACAUCUUCAUCGUUGUGAUCAAGCACAUUGGCGACUUCCGCGAAGUGGUGAUGCAGUUCCCAGUCAUCUCGACGUUCCCGAUCGACGAAUUUGGAGGCCAACUGGAUCUGAGCGCGCUACAGAGCACCGAUGUGGAUGCUGAAUAUUCGAUGAGUGCGGAUAAGGUGGUGCAGGAGCUGGACGAAGAGAAAUUCAUGGCGCCGUUUGCCACCCGCUUCGAGGUGGACAUCGACGCCAUGUUCACGCUGGACGCAACACCGAAGGAAACCAAAAAGCCGGCGGCAGCGCCGCCCGUAGAGACGGAACAACCGAAGAAGUACGACUUGUCGAUUUCGGAGGGUGUUUUGGAGAUCGUGGUGCGCCCGCAGAAUGCCCAGACGGGCUCGCUGUUGACCGACGCUGAGGUCACAAAUAUAACGCUGAAGGCGCUACAAGAAACUCUCGCACUCAAGACAUACAACCCAGCGACCAAAGCGAAUACGACUGCCAUGUUCGAACUCUCUUCGGGCGCGGUUAUCAGCAGCGACUCGGUUGGUAUCAGUUUGCUGGACGGCAGCCUUGCCGAGCCAGAACGCAAGACAUUCUUGGUCACGCUCAAGGGCGCGGGUUUGACCGGUGCGGAGGUAGCCGAAGCGCUGGCCAUGAUCUCAAAGCCGCAGAAGAUCGCAAACUUGGACACGGCAGAGGAGUCAGAAGUUUCGCUGCUGCAGGCGGACGACCCGGUGGCGGAGACGCAGAAGCGGUUCCAGGAAGAGCUGACGAAAAUGCUAGCCCGUCGUGCGUUGGAGCACCCAACGAACCCACAGGUCUUGGGCUCCAUGGACUUUGUGGGCGAACCAGAGCAGAAACCGGUAACGCAAGUGCCAGCGAAGUUCACCUUGGCGAGUGGCAACAAGACGCAGGAGGAGGUGACAGCUGCGAUCGCCAGAGCGGUGCGGCAAUCCUUGAACGACUUGGCGGGUACGGAAUUCGAGGCGGACCACGUGACGAUCCUAAUCGUCGAUCCAGUGACAGGCGCGAAGGUGUUGCCGAGUGCGCUAGAGGAGAUCCCAGCGGGCACGGAAUUAAAUAUCGAGAUUGUGAUUCCGAGCAGCACACCGACAGUGACGACGUUGCUGAGCGGCUCCGAGCUUGCGCACAACUUGUUCAAGGCGACCGUGCAGAACGUGAUGGAGGAGGUGUUGCCGGAGACGGGCGUGAGCUUGGCACCCAAGAGUUUCACGAGUACCAGCGACCCGUUGAUCUCCGAGACCGUGAUGAUGCCCAUCGAGUUGCCGGUGGAACGAAAGAGGGAGCUGCCGGACGCGCAGACGAUGAACUUCGUGCUCCAGGAGGCGGCGGCCAAGUCUCUCACUGAGGCUUUGGCGCCACAGGUCGUCACACGCGACCAGAUCUCAGUAGUCUUCCCGGAUCCCGAAGACACUUCGAACUUCACCAUUUCCGUGCUUGCUAUCGAGAGCAUGCCGCAGUCGCAGGCCGCGCGCACGCGCGAGGCGGUGCUGCAAGUGCUUGGCAGCAACAGCGCUUCGUUCUUGACUCCGCUGCUGGAGGGACUGGACGCAUUGGGUGUCAACUUCCAAGCCAACACCACUAUUCCAGAGCCAAGGGAGCCUCCGGAGAUUCCGAAGGCUGCUGCGGACGUAACCGUACCAGCAGACUCAGGCGCCGAGAGCUUCCCGGAUGUGGAUUUGGCUUACGUGGAGAGCGAGAUCGAGCUGCCCAACCUACCAGCUUCGGUGCUUUCGAGCGCGCUGAAUGCCAAUGACGUUCUCUUCGCACGCUACUGCCGACAGGCUUUGUCUACGGCGUUGAAACUCGAGUACCCGGAACGCGCAAGCAUAGUCCCAACGGAACACGAGAUCUCCAUCACGGACUUCCAGUCCUUCACGCGGGACGUUACAGACGCUGUGUCCGGCACGACGAAGACGCAACGCGGUCGACGCAUGCACAUCUUGAUCCAGGGACGCAAGACCCAGAAGGACAAGACGCUCCUAGGUCAACUCGUUGGCUUGGUGUCAAAGAACUCGGCCGCAAAGGCGCGUUCCCAGCGCGUCUUCACCAGCAUGGCGAAGGAGAUGGCUACAUUGACCGGGGUUCCAGAGACCGAUCCGACCACAGGCGAACUGUCAUUCGCGCCCCCAGUCGCGUUGCGCGAUGAAGCGAGACUGAAGACGUCGACACAGGGUGACAUCUUGUUCCGCGUCGAUGGUGGCGUGGAGGGCCCUGACGUCGUUGAUUUGCAGUUAGCCGCACGCAACGCCCUCGAGGAGGUCACGGGCAUUGAGAUCAUCCGCGAGGAGGUAAUUCAUACUUUCUUCACACAAAUUGAAAUUGUCCAUUUUCUAUUUCUCCAAUGAGUCUCUCAACAUGGGUCUUACACUUACUCUUUUAUCUCACACUAACUUGGACUUGUUUCAAUGUCGUUUGUGCAUUCUGCACUAAUCCUAUUCACAGGUUGCUGUCGUGUCUGUGUUCCCAACACGCGAAAAGGAUCAUUAUCGAAUGCGAUUGGCAAUGCCAGUAGCGGGAGAGGUGGUCCGGGAUGCGUUCUCAGCUUCGCAGGCAGAGACCAGUGCGACCUUUGCCAAGGCUUUGAGGUAUUAGAAGCUAUAGCUUAUCUGACAAGAAAACUCAAAUUGUUCAUUGAUGUUCUACUUGCUGGGCAGAAUGAGUUUCUUGUGAAAUUUUUUCGAGAAGUGAUUCUGAGAGGAUGCUGAUAUUGCAAUUACAUCUAGCUUAGCCAUGAAGAUACAAAAAGAAAAUCGCUUGUUACUUUUUGUUCGAACACCAAUUAUCAGAAACUUCCUGCGGGACAUGGGACACUACACGUGCGCGGGCUUUCAAGUGAUUACUGAUUUGGCCGAGCGUCUAAACUACGUGAAGGGCACAGUCACAUCGACGUAUGCAGACGGAAGUCAAUUCCUAACUGUAGAUGCCGAAAGCGAGAACGCGGAGGUCAUGACGUUAGGCGCACAGACCAGUGUGCAACAAGCUUUGUCUCCGGUUUUGCCGGAGCUGCACGCAGCCGACAUCACGAUCGCGCAAAGUAGCACGUAUUCGGAAGGCAAUACACGCGGCUACAUGGUGAUCGUACAAGUACCAGAGGAUGCUACGGACGGAACAGAGGCAAAGUCGCUUGAAGUGUCCAGGAUUUUAUCGGUACCCGCGGAAGGCGAGCCUGUCCCAGCGGCCCGAACCCAAUUCCUUGGCAACUUGAACACGGCACUGACGGAUCUCGGGUUCGAAGGGGUCACAGCAGGCACUGCCGGAACCGUGGAGAACAGUGGCACUUUGCUUCCGCAACUGCCACCGGAGGACCCACAGUUGACAGCGACCGGCGAGUCGAUGUGGGCCGGCCAGGCGACCUGGCUCGAGGCGGACCUCCGCGUGACGCUGUCGGAGCCACGUCCGGACGCCUACAAUAUCACAAAGCUGGAUUUGGCUUUGCGUCGCGCCUUGGGAGAAACGAGUCGCGGGCUCUUCACCGCGGACGAAGUGGCCAUUGUGGUCUUCCCACGGUACGAGAACGACACCUCACCCAUGGACGAAGUCCGCGUAACUUUCGCGUUCGCUCUGCCAGGAGAAACGACGGCUUCAGGUGCUCAGGCCGCGGUGGUGUCCUAUUCCGAGGGCAGCACCGACCUGACCAUGGAAAACAGCAUUUCGGACGCGCUCGUGGCCGCGAGCGCCGACUUUGUGGGGGCUUUAGCAACAUCUGCGCGCUUGAUCGGGUUCGCGCGACUGCCGAGUGAGGUGAGCGGGAAAAUGCGCAUGGAGUUCACCGGCUCCGUGCCGAGCUCAGCGGACAUCCGUUCGUUUGUGCGCCAGGUGACAGUGGAAAACUUCAACCGCAUAGGAAAUUACACUUUGAAACCGGAACACUCCUACGUGGACGCGCCUGUAGUCACAGGCAGCACCGUGGAGGCUAUCUUCACGAUUCCGCUGACGGGACAGCUUUCCAAGGAUCUGCUCGACGCGAGCCACAGGCACGGCGAAGCUUGGAUCCAGAAUGUCCGAACUAACUUCACGACGCUCCUGACGGCCAAGUAUCCCAGUUCGGGAUUGACCUCAAUUGCGCUCCCAGAACCUGGCUAUUCUCGGUACUACCUGAAGAUCCAGGGAACCGUGCCCAUGUCGAUGCAGCUGGAUGCCACCACCCUGGAUGUCUACGCGCGAAGCACUGGCCUGAGUCUGUCGAUCUUCACCGAGAACAUUAAUGAGGGUCUCGUCUCCUUCAAGCAGCUGGUGCUUGCAGUCUCGAACGGCGCCAAGAGUCAGAUUCUUGUGGUGUAUUCGACCAGCUUCAAGGAGCGGCUUCAGAACAUUGCCGCUUCCCUUGGCAAGAGCGAGAACCACGAUUCCUUCACCACCCCUCUGCUGACGCGCAUGCGCAUGCAAGCAGUGGCUAUCGAGGACGACGAAUCCUUCACUAUCGGCAAAGUGGCAACGGCAAUGCAGGCAACCACGCGCGCAGGCGAUACGGCAGAGGAAACUUACGUCGUGGAGACCGCUUUUGCCGUGUCCGUGCAGGAUUUGAACUACAUGAUGAUGGCUGCCACAGCGAACGCCGUGAACGACAACGCGGGCACCAGCUUGACCCCACAAGAUGUCGUGUUGACCACUCAGUCGGAAACGAAAGCGGCAGACGACCGCCUCCUCUCGUCCUCAGUCGACGAGGAGGGAACGUUCUUCGGUGCUUCGAACGGAUUCACUUCUGCCAAGGACUACGCGAUGUACAGCCGCGGUCUUGCGACCACGACGACCUCCGCGGAGUCCAUGUGGUGGUGGCCUUCCGCUGGAUACAUGGAUCCUAGCAUCUACGGAAGAUCCUGGCACACGGACGCCGCCUCGGCACAGCACGACAAGGAGUCGGGCUUUGAAGAUCCAACAUUAGCGAAUAUUCGUCGUUCAUCUCCGAGCAAACGGGCACUGCGGCAACGACGCAUGCUGGCGUCUUUCCGACAGAGUAACUUCGGCUACGCGAGCGCUGCUAUACAGAAGUUUGACCGUGUCAGCAGGAAGCAGGGUCAAGCCUCCGUCCCAGCCACUAGCGGACGGGGAGGAAAGUCGCUAGUUGCGCUCCCUUCGUUCCGCGCAGUCACGCGCGCGGCCGAGAAGCAGUACUUGCGAUUUUUGCAAGAAGACGCGGAGGAGCAGCUGCAGGAUGCAGACGAAGCGACACUGCGACGCCUGCAAACUAGCGGUGGCGGUCUUACCGUUCGCAACAUGACACUGGAUUUGGCAACCCAAAGUCCAACUGCCCAGACAAUUCUGUCACAAGGCAACACGGUCUUUAUCGACGCUUUCCAGACGGUCUUGACCGGCAUGGCCAAGUCCCUUGGAGUGCGAAUCAUCAAAGCCGAACUCUUUGGCCAAGCUCGAAUUCGUGCUGUCAACUCAAUGCGUGCGAUCCUCGCCUUGUACUCGACCGGAGACGCCAAUGCGGUAUCUUGUUUAUUACCCUCGUUCUACUACAUUUUAUUUUGGUUGAAAAUUUUUGGUACAGACACUGCUGCUGGGUUUUCAGUGUCUGCACAACAUGAUCUUCUACAUCUGCUGUUCAUUCGUUGUAGUACUGUAACUUUUUUUUGAGUACUUAGUUAUUUUCUUCAUCAAAUAAACUAAUGCAGGCUGUGGUCGCGAUGAUUCAAGCAUCGAUGGCGCUCGCAGUGAGUGCAGCGACGGGCACGGUGGUGACACCAGACAUGAUUACCGUGACGAUCACAGGCUCGACUACACUCGCCAACGGCAUGGCUCAGCAGAAUGUGGCUGUGUCUAUUGCCGUGUCAAAGAGUGACGCUGGUAACCAGGGCGCGGCAGCGGCGCAGGCUGGUGCUGUGAGCAACGUGAUGAAGAGUAGCAACACCGCGUUUGGCACCACGUUAGCCACUACCAUGGCUGGCGUGGCCGCGCAAAACAAUCUGACUGUGGCAGACGUCGCCCAGCUGGAGGACGCGACGGUGUCGUUUGUGCAGGAGGUGCUUAUGGGGAUCAUCACGACCACCACCACCACCACCACCACAACCACGGCGACCACCACUAUCACCUCGACCACGACCACCACCACGACACUGCUGCAGUUCGUGAACAUAACGAAUGGCACAGCGAGCGUUGACGACGACGACGACGAUGCCGCAGCGGCGGAGGAGGUGCAGGCCACUGAUGCGGCCAGCGCCACGCUUUUGAUCAUCAUCAUCGCGAUUGCGGUGUCCGGUGGCCUAACGACGUACCGACACUACGUGCUGAUCCAAGAGGAGAAAGCUCGGCAGACCGCCAUCGUGGAGAGCUUCUUGCAAGUGUUCCUCCACCACUGCCCUCAGCACUUCUUCUCUCCAGAAGACUUCAAGCUCGAGAGCUACACUGACGGCACCGAGCGGUGGCUGUACGAGCGCCUGCUGAACCUGAAUCCCCACGACCCGGCGGAGGACUUGCCGCCGCCGUGGGAGCUGGACGCCCUGCACGGCUUACACCAGGACUGCGAGCACACCGCGGAGGCGACCAAGGCAGCCCAAGAUGCGCACGACGACCGCAUCCGCGAAGAGCAGGAGGAAGCGGAGCGGGAGGCCCGCCGGAAAGAAAAGCGUGCCAAGAAAAAGGCCGCCCGCGACGAAGCGCUUGAGAACGGUGAACCAUGGCCGCCGCUGAGCAAGAAAGCCAAAAAGAAGAUGAAGAAGGAGAGACGGCGGGUUUCCAAGAGACAGGCACAGGAGGACGACCCUCCUCUGGCGAUCGAGGAUGUCACUCCCGUCAUUCAGGACCCUGCGCCAGCGGUGACAGGAGAGAGUGUGGUGAGGGCUCCGGUUCCGCCAACGUUACAAGACCCACUGAUGAGUACUGAGGAAGUAGCUACCGGCCAAACGGCGCCGCAGGAUCCAGCUGCAGCAGAGGGCAUGGAGAAUGUACCUCCAGUCCCGGACACGCAGCAGGAUUUGACAGAGAACGUGGCCUCAGUCCUGCCGACCGAAGGCAACCACGCGGAGCCUCCUUCCUCGAGGCAAACGAGCGGCACGUCGGACGACGACAUCCGCACACGCUCAGGCUUCACUAUGUACAACGAAGACGGAGAGCAGGUGGAAGGCUCACACCGAACCGCACUGCCUGACCCUUUCCACCACAAAACAGAAAGGGAAAAAGCGGGUAUCGCGGAAGCGCCAAAGCACAAACCGCCAUCACAAGUACUAUUCAGCAUAUUCAGACCUUCAUCGGUGUACUAUUGGUUCAGUCAACAGUUUAGUAAAGAGUCUAAGGAACGAUAGUUGUUGUAGGCUCCCUAAUACUGGAGUCUACUUUAAUUCACUUUGGGGUCGUGUGGUGGUUAGAUUAAUAAAUGCUCAGGCAUUUUUAGAUUGGCAGGUGCUGUUGUAUAUUCCAAUAGGAUGCUUUAUGUAUGGCUGGCUUGGUUUGGUCAUAAAAACUACGUAGACCUUGUUCUGCCUGAUCUUGAUCAAGACAGAUUCAGAAAAAAGACUUUGAUUGACCUUGAUAUUUUUCUGUUGGACAUCAAAUCUAGUAAGUUUCGUAGACAAGUCUCCCCCCUGAACUUUCUUUUGAUACCUUCUUUCUCAGGUCUUCAAAUACAAAGUGAUGGUGAAUCUGCGUGGGUGCCAGCCAAAUCACAUGCUGCAUGAGUUGAUUCAUCGGUAUAUCCAUCUUUUGGAUCACCACAUCGCAGAAAUGAUGCACAAACAGCACAUGCAGAUGCAACAGGUACUUUUAUAAGAAUUAAAAGUUUUUGAUUUCGAACUUUCUGAUGUAGAUAUCAGGUAACAACUCCCAAACCCAAUCUGGAAUAACAUGAAAAAGGGGAACAGGAGGAUAAACAUCUUCAUGAUCUUCGAAAAGGGAUUAACACGAAAAAGUGUUGCUGAAGUAAAUUGAUUUUUUCUACAACCACCUCUACCAGGUGACAUUCGGUCAACCAUGGCCGCAGCUGCAGAUUAACCAAGAGACCAUGACAGAGGAGCUGGAAGUGCACAUUCGCAUGGCCAUCGGCGAGCGCAUUCACACGAACCACGACCACGUUCAUCAUUCUCAUCCCCCGCACCCGCAUCACCACCAUCACCACCAUAAGCACCACCACCAGAAGUCUGCGGACUCGGAGGUGCAGAGGCAGCUCGAAGACGGCGUGUCGGAGGGCUCCUCUGGAGUGCACAUGGUGCACGACGAGACGGACAUCGACAUUGACGAGUACGAUAUCGAGCACGUGGACGAGCCGAUGGACACCCGAAAUUUGCAGGGCGUCGCUCUGUUCCGGGCCCAGGCCGCGCAAGCCAAGCAGGACAUUCGCGUGUCGAAAGGAAAGAAGACGGUGAUGGACGACGAAGCGCGCCAGAAAACGCGGUCGCCGGACACACUAAAAACGCUAGCGUUAGAACUGCAGGACGAGGGGCCGGCGGCUCCGAAGGGCCUGCUUCGCUACUCCACGUCGCACUCGGUGGCGGCAGCUGGCGGGCUCACCCUAGAGCGCUUUCAGACCGCCGAAAAUCUGGCCAUAGUACCUACGGAGGACCAGCAGCGGCAGCUGGCGCACAUUCAACACGCCGAAGCAGAACGCGAGUUGGAUGCGGAAGAGCGAAAGCGUCUCAGGGAGGAUCGCGCAGCUCAACGCGAAGCGCGUAGAAAAGAAAAGAAGCGACUCAAGAAAGAGCUUAGGUACUUACAUACCAAUCAAUGUCUUCAGAAACAAGAAUUUCAAUUUUCAUUUUGCACCUUCUUCUGCUUCUGUAAAUUGAAUCUUCUUAUGUCGUCUUCGUGAAAUUCAACUCUAACCGAGGUAGAUGAUUUUCAUUGAAUUUAGACUGCAUCAUCUUCCAUUUUCGAAACUUUCAAUUCGAAAACUACUUGAACUUGUACAGGGACGGCGCCUUAGGGGCUUUGAAGAACACGGCCGAAAAUGCGGGUGAGGAAGAUGUUGUUGAUGUGGACGAGCUCACUCCCGAGGAGAGGAAGACCAGGCGAAUCAAUGAGAUCGAAACCCGACUCGCCGAGAUCCGCGAGCUAGACAAGCAUGACAAGAUCGUCGCCCAGGAGAGAAAAAAGCUCAGGGCCAGUGCCAGGCUCUCCUUCAAGUCAGUCGAGGGUGGAGACGAAGAGGAGGAAGACGAAGAGGAAAUCGCCAUGAUGGAAGAUGAGCCCCCAUUGGCACUAGAAGACGGCGAUCACAACGCCGCGGAGCAAUCCAGUCUGGGCACUAGAGGUUCUAGAGGUUCCGCAGGCAGUCACGCAUCCAGUCGCAAUCGCAGUGGUCUUCGCUCAUACGAAGACGCGGGUAGGGAAGAAGAGCUCAUUGGCGGAUUCUUCGAAGAUGAUAACUCUGGCUCAUCGUCCUCAUCGGAUAGUGAAGAAGCCGAGGAUGGUGAUAACUUCUACGAGGGUUCAUCUUCCAGCUCGGAUUCAGAUAGUGAUGACAGCACUUCUGGACAAUCACGAAGUCGAGCAGGUCGCGAAUCAAGAGGCUCCAAGCAACUUGGCUUCACCAGAAGCCCAGGGGGAACCGUCAGGAAAUUGUAGUUUUCUAAGAGAAAUUGAUGAAAUUGAAUUUUACUUAGUAUGUUGGUCACGUCCUAGACCUAGUAGACGACAAGAAACAAAGUGCUGAAACUGAAUGACUCAUGAUGAAUGUCGAGACUUUUUGAUUUUUGCAGAAUGCACUAGACUGGCAAUGUGAUGAGAGAUGAAGAGACGUCUAAGCGGAAGUGAUAAGGGAUGAAGAUACUUUUUCAAGUAGAUGAACGAUUAGAAUUCGAUGUCGAGACUUUUUGAAUUUAGCAGCACAGUUAUUGAGUGCUAAUAUCCGAGAUAUAGUGGACUUGUCUAAAGAACAUCAAAUUCAAAGAAAGCGUUGAGAUUAACACCUCGUUUCCAAAUUAAGUAAUCAAAAAUACAGAAGGUCCCGCCUUCCAUGCGGAGACAACACUCAUCGGGGAGUACUAGAGAACAUCGCUGAUUCACAAGAUUAGGCUGGUUUUUCAUCAAGAGCGCAUGCAGUAUUUUUCCUAAUAAUAUAAUUUUAGCUGUUAGCAGCUAUGAGAGUGUGUACUUAACUGUCCUUAUAUAUAAGGUUGCAGCCUCGACGUCUUACAUCGACAGGCACCCACGCCCACGCCGCAUGCUUUGCCUGUGUGAGCCAGAGCCCGCGCGCGCGGUGAUAGUCUUUGUCAAGUCGUGAUGUAACUUAGAAAGAUAGUCUUUGCAAAUCACAAUAGACAGGGUUUCUGUGUGAGUCAUUGAAAUUAGUUGAGGGUCCUUAUCAGAAUCAUUUACUAAUUAGAAUAACUGAGUCGGAAACAUCUAGUGAACUAAAAUUUUCAGAACGGAUAGCUUGUUUCUAAUUGUGAUCCUCGUGGCAGAUCUAUGUUGAAGAAACCAGGACUGCGUGUAAAAUUGGUGAGUGGUUUCAGACAAGAGUCUCUUUCUAACAAAAAUUCAAAGCUAAUAACUGUGCAGAACUUGUGACUGACAGAAUUUUUGAUGGAAAUACAAAUGAAUAAAAAACAACUACAAUCUUCCUUCGAUCUUCGAUCAAUCAUUCCCUUUCCCUAGAACGAAGAUUGAUUGCAAGGUUAUAUUUAUAUAUUCCCUCCCUAUCACAAGCCCGAUCCCUUUUUCCAUAUCCCUCAUAUCCCUCUCCCCCUUGCUCAUAAAUUAUCGACACCCUCGAUUCCGAGUGCAUAGGUGCAAGAUAGAUGAAGAUAUUAUGUUCGUAGUAGAUGAAGAUAGCACGUUCGUAUGUUCGUAAUAUUUUGAUUCCCCACAACAUGAUCAUGAGAAAAUUAUUAAUGUGUAUGAUGAAGUCUGUAUUUGAGAUUGUAAGUUAUAAGCAUUAUGAGUAGAUGAAGUCAGCAGAUCAAAAAUGAUAGAAUCUAGUAGGUCCAUCUUCGAAGAAGUAUGAAAUGAAUGCCCCAUAAAAAUGCAAAGAAAACAAAAGUAAGAAAGACCGCCAUAUAAGCGCGGCAUGAGAUAAAGAAUCAAACAGUGUCACAAAUAAUGAAAUGAUCAAAAAUGAAGAUAAACCUGACAAGAAAGUCGAUCAGGCUAAGAGAUUAAAAAAUUAUGAUGUACGAAACAGGUUGUUGUUAUUUGUUGAAGAAUUAAGGAGAGAGAUUUACCACCUCAAAAGAUACUGCAUAUUAAAAAAAGAAACAAUGAAAGAAAAUAAGCCUCCCCUGGCAAUAAAGAUUCAGAAAGAAUAUUGAAAACAGAAAAUAAUGA